Messenger RNA from Podarcis lilfordi (Lilford's wall lizard), 59449 nucleotides. The record is from the annotation of a GenBank genome assembly. NCBI's taxonomy places the organism in Eukaryota, Metazoa, Chordata, Lepidosauria, Squamata, Lacertidae.
AUGGCUUUGGGUCUUCUGUGUGAGAUCGUCUGUAUCCUUGUGGAACUUAACUCUGCGUUAUCGCGGGACAAGAUCCUGCAGCAAAAUCAGGAGCCUUUUGCAAAGCCUACUCCGGAGGGGCGCUGCCUGAGACCGGGCUCUUUUGCAACUCUUUCUGCUGCAAAAGCCAGAGAUGACAAAAGAACCGUGUCUCGCCUCCCUCCCUCUCCCUCUUUGCCAAUGAGCGCGACUGGCAGGCCGGGCAGCCAACGGAAAUCUGCAGCUGGGCCGGCUCGGGCCAGUGAGCAGGCGGCGUGUGGCUUUGGGCAGACCUUCCUGCCUGCCUCUCCUUCCAAGCCUUUGGUUUCUAAAGCGGCUGCUGUUGCUUUAAAGUCUUCGGGAGGAGGGCGCGUCCGGAGCGCGCAAAGGCGAUGGAGAUGGGGCGCUUGGCAAGGCUGCGGCGGCGCUGAGCGCGCUCUCCUUCCUUGGUUGAGGCUCCCCUAGGCAAGCGAGGGGCUGAGUCUCUCCGCUUCCCGGAGGCACUCCGCUCCCACUCCUCCCUCCCUCCCCCCCUCCCCGGCCAUGUUUCCUCGUUAGCGGGCGGAGCGCUGAACGCCUGCGCGCAAGGGGAGAGCGGCGCUCUGGAGUUUGGCACCAGCAGCAGGCAAGCGAAUCUUUCUUGCCGCCCCGGGAACGCGGGGAUGGGCCGCCUGCACGCUUCUGCCUGUCCCCCGGGCAGCGGCAGCAGCUCCCGCUGAGACUGCAGAGGAAGCGCCCCUUUUCCAGCCUUUUCGCACGCGACAAACUGAGUCGUCGGAACGGACGCCCCUACCACCCCACCCUUGCUUUUCUCCAGCGGCACCGUUUCCGCCCCUUUGGACCUCCGCCUCCGCCUCCUGUGAUGCUGGGACGCGCACAGGUUUGGUUUCUUGGGCAAUAUAUAUAUUAUAUAUAUUAACCCAACUUUUUGAAAACAAAAGUAUAUAAUUCCUGCAUGUUGAAGGCAAAAGGCUGGUGAAGGGGUUUUGCAACUGGGAAAUCAAGUUCCUUCCAGUAUUUCUUCUCUCUCACGGGCCUGUGUGUGUGCCAGGAAUGAAAAGUUAUGCACUUUUGUUUCCCUGCGACAGCAACACCCUUAAGACGAAAGUGGCUUCUCUGGCAAUUCGUAAUUUUACUUAACAUGGGGGAAGAUAUGCAGGAGCUACCUGGUGUGGAACCUGAUGGAUUUUUAAAGUUUUAGCCCAGUUAGAUUUAUCAAGUUAUUCUCCAAGUGGGCUUGUCAGUCUUCGCUGCCAAAUGACAACAAUGACAACUAAUACUUUAUUUUGCCACUCCUAACUUUUUUUGUAUUAUUUAUUUUAUUGCAUUUACAUCCCCCACUUAUUUAUCCAAGGAGCCAAAGGUGGCACACAUAAUUCAUCCCUUCCUCAUUUAAUUCCCACAACAACCCUAGAUUAGACUGAGACUGGCCCCCAGGGGGUCAACCCCAAUGAACUUCAUGGGCAAGUGGAGAUUUGAACCCUGGUCUCCCAGGUCAUGAUCCAAGACACUAACCACUACACCACACUGGCCAAUAUGUAAACUGAACCAUAACAGCAUCCUUUCUUGCAAUAAUAUUGGGAUGGAAAGUAACAUUAGUUAAAGGGGCAACUGGAUAGUAGAACUUGAGUACUGAUUUUUAAUUUGAAUUGUUUAUCAUUAAUUCCUGGCUUCCUUUGUUCCAAAUCAGUUCCAUCUAUGCUUAAGCAGAGGGCCCAGUUGUUCUUGCCUCUUACACUUCUUCAGAAACUGCUUUCUGUGCUUUGCUGUCAAGCAAACAUAAGUGAGCAGUAUGACUUUUCAGUACCUUUUUUAAUGGGCAUUCUUUAAGUGGGUGGAAAUAGACCCAAGCAUAUAUUUUGGUAGUACUGUGUGUCUGGUCAAUACUGGAGCAGAGCAACCACAUUCCUUGCAAUUAUGUAUUAUUUCGUCUUCAGUUUUUCCAGUUCGUUUUUGUCAACUGUUUUCAAGUAUAGGUGAAAUUAAAGUACAACUGAACCAAUUAACAAAUAACCAAACACUUCAGGCUUUUCUCCAGAAACAUUGAUCUAAAGAGUGCACCAAGCCUAAGAGCAUUAAACCACAUUCACUUGCAAUUAGAUGUUUUAUUUCUUUUGCUAACAGAAGUGAUCAGCCACAACUCAAUGUUUACCUGAAAUAGCACCAAUACAUUACUUGGCUGUGUAUAUAGCACAUGGUGCCUGCAUACACCAUGCUCAGGCAAAGCAUGUCUGCCUGUACGUCCUGUGGUUCCAUCUCUUAUUGCUCCCAGGCUGUGUCACAGGGCAGAGGAGGAAUGCCGUGGAACGGGUGCUCCACCCCUCCAGUUAGCUUCUCAGUUUCCCACGGUGGGGUGUGACACAAGCUGGCUCCUUCCAGUGCUGUGCUUCUGGGAUUCUUGGACAAGAUGGGAUUGGAAGGGUCUGGCUGGAUGGGCGGGAUGGAGGCAUGAGCAUCAUCAUUUGUUACAUGUGGUUUGUGUGCAAAUCAUUGCAGUUGCAGAAUCCAGACUGUUGACACUUUGCAGAGCCAGUAAACUCUCCCAGGUCAAGUCUAUGUGGUCACUUGCCUCUUCCCAUUGAUGGUGAAACAGUGAUGGUACCACCUAAUUUAUACCAGCACUAAGGGUGAAGCAUUUUACAACUUAAGUCACUGGUUUCCAAAGUGAGUGGUACUGCCCCCAGGAGGUGGUGGGAUUACUUAGGGGGCAGCAGGGAGGCACUGGAGGUGUAAAUGACUAUCAGACUUUGAAAAGAUGGCAUCACUUGCUCAAGUUCAUCAGUUUUAUUGAAUUAGUUAAACUCCAUAGUUUUAACUGGAUUUUGAAUCAAUGUGUAAUUAGUUGUUACUGUUUGGGAUUUCAUUGUGUUGCUAUCUUCCUUAGUGGCUGCUGUAAACCGCUAUUCUGAAUAAUGCUUUUUAUAGGGUAAGAAGCGCUGGGGAUGAGCUUAUGGAAUCAAGGGGGCAGUUGCCCAAAUUAAUCAGUUUUAAACUAUGGAAGGUUUCUCCAAUCAACUGGGCAUCAAAGAAGAAACAAAAUGGGUAAAGAGACUGGGUUGUAUCUGAAGGCAGCUCUGUUUACGGAAGUUUUUAAUGUUUUUAAUACUUUGGGCUGGGUUGUCAUCAAUAUGCUGAUGACACCCAGCUUUAUCUGUUGAUGGAUGGCUGCCCUGACUCGGCCCUGGACACACUGACCAGAUGCUUGGAAGCUGUGGCUGGAUGGCUGCGUGAGAGCUGGUGGAAGUUAAAUCCUUCGAAGACAGAGGUCCUCUGGCUGGGUCAGGAUGACAUAGGGUUGGGGGGCCAACUCCCAUCUCUUGCGGGGGCUCAAUUAGUGCCAGCGCCUUCUGUCAAGAGCUUGGGUGUAACCUUCAACGCCUCCCUUUCCAUGGAGGCACAGGUUGCAGCCACAGCAAAGGUGGCAUUUUCCCAUCUCCGCCAUAUUAAGCAGGUGGCCCCUUACCUUUCUCUCCUUGAUCUGGCCACAGUGAUCCAUGUGAUGGUCACCUCCAGGCUUGCUCGUUUUAACACGCUCUACGCGGGGCUGCCCUUGAAGCUGACUCAGAAAUUCCAGCGGGUGCAGAAUGCCGCGGUGAGGCUCCUUAAGGGGUCCUUGCCGCGGGAUCACAUUCACCCAGUGCUUUACCAACUGCACUGGCUCCUGGUGGAGUACAGGGUCAGGUUUAAGGUGCUGGUUUUGACCUUUAAAGCCCUACGCAACCUAGGACCCACGUACCUACAGGACCGCCUCUCCUGGUAUGCCCCGCGGAGGACCUUAAGGUCCACAAAUGACAACACUUUGAAGGUCCCAAAUCGCAAGGUGGUUAGAUUGGUAUCAACUAGGGCCAGGGCCUUUUCAGUACUCGCCCUGACUUGGUGGAACGCUCUGUCACAAGAGACUAGGGCCCUGCGGGACUUGAUAUCUUUCCACAGGGCCUGCAAGACAGAGCUGUUCCGCCUGGCCUUUGGUUUGGACUCAGUCUGACCCUUAUGUUUUCCCUCCCCUUAUGGUUUUGAUCCAUGGGCUACUUUUAAAAUGAGGAUGCAUUUUAAAUUGCAUUUUAACCUGUAUUUUAAAUUGUCCCCCCCAUUAUGUUUUUAUUGUAAUUUUACUGGUGUUAGCCGUCCUGAGCCCGGCUCUGACUGGGGAGGGCAGGGUAUAAAUAAAUAAAUUAUUAUUAUUAUUAUUAUUAUUAUUAUUAUUAUUAUGUUUUUAAUAUUAUGUUGGGAGCCGCCCAGAGUGCAGGGUAUAAAUAUAUGAUGAUGAUGAUGAUGAUGAUGAUCAGUUAUACUCAAAGUAGACCCAUUAAAAAUAACAGGCAGGACUAACUUAAGUGCAUUAUUUCCAGUGGGAUUAUUCUGAGUAGAACUUGGUUCGAUAUAACUCAUAAUUUUUAAUGCAGAUAUUAAAAAAUAGAGAGUGGAAGUAUCAUUGAGAGAACCAUUGUCCCUUUUCUCUCCCAGAGGAGGAAAUACCUUAUCCAAAAAGAUCAUUGCUACAACCUGCUUGUAUGAUCAAAAGCAAAGUAUGUAGGCAGAAAUAUUUUUACACGUGCAGAUUUGUGUAAACAUUUUUUUAAAUGGUGCAAAAUUAGCCCUACCUAGGCAUUGUUAACUGUGUUAAAAUCUUUGGUUGGGGCGAGUUCUGCUCCCUGCCCCCAAUGUCUCUUCAGCCUCACUUUGAUUUUUUCUGAUCUAUUGUAUUCCACUGAAGUUUACAGCAGCACUGAUACUUCCCUCCCUUAUCACCCCACAUAGGUUAAUUUUUAGUACGGUACGGAUAACAGAAUGAUCUGGUUUGUAUAUCGUGAUAAGCCAAACCAUGACUUAUUUCGUGUGCAGGCUCCCAUAGAAGAGGCUGUGGCCUCCCUGAUCUUUUUGCUGCUGUGUUGAAUCAUAGAAUUGGAAGUUGGAAGGAGUUAAGCUAUGGUUCCGCUUAGUGUGCGACUUAAAUCUGGGCUUUUGGUUUAGCUUCCUUAGGUAAAGGUAAAGGUACCCCUGACCGUUAGGUCCAGUUGUGGACGACUCUGGGGUUGUGCGCUCAUCUUGCUCUUUAGGCCGAGGGAGCCGGCGUACAGCUUCUGGGUCAUGUGGCCAACAUGACUAAGCUGCUUCUGGUGAACCAGAGCAGUGCAUGGAAACACCCUUUACCUUCCUGCCGGAGCGGUACCUAUUUAUCUACUUGCACUUGACGUGCUUUUGAACUUCUAUGUGGGCAGGAGCAGGGACCGAACAACGGGAGCUCACCCCGUGGUGGGGAUUCGAACUGCCGACCUUCUGAUUGGCAAGCCCUAGGCUCAGUGGUUUAGACCACAGCGCCACCCGCCUGGUGCAACCAAAGUUUAUCCUAUUGUUUGUAGCUCAUGGUUUGUUUGGGAGAACUAUAUCAUAAGUUCAAAGUAAGACAACAUGCUAUGGCAAACCAUGGCUUAGCUCAGUGAGGCAUAGUGGCAGAACAACCAGAAAGGAAUGAAGUGACUGCAGUCUCCUCUCCCUGAGUCCAUAUACUCAUGCUAAACUUAUGGUUUGACUUGGUGUGGUGUCUGAAUACCAAGUGUGUUUAUGACCCUUAUAUUGUUACGUAGCAGCAUGGUAGGCCCUGCAAAGGGAUUGGUAUGGGCGUAAUACAUACUAAAUUUGUUUUAUUUCAUAAAAUUUACAUGCCACUUGAUUGUAAACAGCAACAGCAACCCUCAAAGUGGCUGUUGCAUCCAAAGUAUUUGAGAACUGAUGUUAACAUCUCACACUUGCUUACAAGACUAAAAUGAAACUGCAUUGGAAUGAACAGAUCUUAUUCCACCUUUGCAGUUCAGUGCAACCCAUAAAAGACUUAAACACUGCAUGUUCCUGUGAGUUACAAGGCAGGUUGUGCUCUGAGUUUGACCCAUUAUUUUUUCUCCCUUCUCUCAGGACAAACAAGUGAAGAACUAGUCCAGUGGUUCCCCAACUUCUUUGCACCCCCACCCUGUUGGUUCCAUAAACACAUCCCCAGAACCCACUACGCAACACAUAAAAAGCAUUAUUCCCCUUGCACAACCCACUAAGGAAGAUAAUAAAUGAAAUUCAAAACAAUAACCACUAAUUUCACUUUAAUUCACAAUCCUGUUGAAACUGUUUAGUUUAAUUAAUUCAAGAAAACUGAUGAACUUGAUCCAACGAUACCAGCUUUUCAAAGUCUGAUAUUCAUUUAUGCUUCUAAUAGCCCCCCUUUAGCCCCCUUGCCUCUUAGAGCCCCCUAGGUUAUCCUCCCCAGGGGGCAGUGCUACCUACUUUGGAAACCACUGAGCUAGAGUGCUAGGUUUCGUAGUUGCAAAGAUCUCUGAUUAAGACAGAAAUUAGUUCCUCCUGUUCCAUGGUUAUGCUAGCAAGUGACUAAUCACAUCUCCAGAACUGGUGCCAUCAGUCCAAUCUAAUCCUAGCUUAAGGACUUGUUAGAUUCAAGUGAUGGGGAAUAGAGAGUUUGACCCUUAAAAAAAUGUAGUUUACCCUCCAAGAAAAAUUCACGAAGGGAAAAUUGCCCUGAGCAGUACGCAUGGGAAAUCUCUGGCCCUCCAGUUGUGGUUGGGCUCCAAUCCCCUUUCUCCUGGGCAGUGCUAUGGGAUAAUGGUAGUUAACUACAACUACCAUUAUGUUGUUGAACUACAUCUGGAGCGAUGCAUGUUCCCCAUCCCUGGCCUGCAGUGAGGCUUGAAGGGUGUGUUUGUGUCUACUGUAACAUUGAAGUCUUCCAACUGGAGCCAGAUAUAAUAUGGUGACUCAAAAGGUAGAACUAAUUGCUUCUUGGCCUGCCUGAUCCGCAUGCUGGGAUGACCUGUAUAUUUCAAGUACUGUACAACAUUUUAAUUACUACUGAUUUGAACGUAGGAACAUAUCAAGAACCCUGCUGGAUCAGGCCAGUUGCCCAUCUAGUCUACCAUCCUGUCCCCGCAGGGCCCAACCAGAUGCCCAUGGGAUACCUGCAAACAGGACCUGAGCACAAGAGCACUGUCUCCUCUUCUGUGGUGUCCAGCAACUGGCAUUCAGAAGCAUUGCUGCCCCCAGCUGUGGAGGCAGAGCAGAGCCAUCCCGGCUGGUAGCCGUCAGUAGUCCUCUCCUCCAUGUAUUUAUCUAAUCCUCUUUUAAAGCCAUCCCAAGUUGGUGGCCAUCACUGCCUCCAGUGGGAGUGAGUUCCCUAGUUUAACUAUGCACUGCAUGAAGAAGAACUUCCUCUUAUUUUUUCUGAAUCUUCCAAUAUUCAGUUUCAUUGGAGGUCCGUGAGCUCUAGAUUAAGAUUGAGAGAGGACUGGGAUCCCAAUCUCCCAGGUCUUAGUCCAACACUCUGAAUCGCUACACCACAUUGGCGCUCUCUAUAUGCAUAACUACUUGAUCCUGAUAAGAACAGGAGUGCACACCCAGACCAUAUUAGUACUCCUCCUAGACUCAGGAGACUGGGAGGUGUCAACUGGUGAAACAUCCCAGGGCAAGCAGGUCAACUCCCAGUAUUUGAUAGUGCUGGGGUGGGCAUGGCAAGAGAGUAGGGCCAGGCAAUAUAUCAUCCAAAACUGGUAUGAAGUCCAUAUCGUGACAUCAGUUUCGUAAUUUUUGACUUGGCAAUCAUGAUGCAGGGAAAACCGUGAAGCCAGUCAAUGCCUCUACAUAGCUCCAUCCUUAUUUCAGACAUAGUGAUAUAUCAGUGUAUCACAAUGUUUAGCUGGUGAUAUAUCACAAUGUUGAAAACCAGAUAUCGCCCAGCCCUAUCGGAGAGAGGUAGGUGGGGAUGGAGCAGGAGGAGGAACUCCCAGCUCCCAUUGUGCAGAUAGAGGAAGCUAGACAGCAUUUGCAGUGUCCUGACUCAGUCAGUCCCUUUUGAGAGUUUAGUCUUACUGCCAUGCCUCUUCUUAGGUGAAGGUAAUUGGGGGGUAGUUUUAAUAAUACAGUGGUACAUCGGUUUUUGAACAGCUUAGUUCACGAACAACUUGGAACCCAAACACUGAAAAACCGGAAGUAGGUGUUCCGGUUUUCGAACUUUUUUCGGAAGCUGAACAUGCUCCGUUUUGAGUCUCCCUGUUGCGCUGCUAUUUUGGAUCCCCCCCAUUGUAAUUCAAGCCAUCCGUUUCCGUGAUUUCCUGUUGCGCUGCUAAUUUGUGCCCCCUCCCAUUGUAAUUCAAGCCUUCCAUUCCCAAUUGCAGUGUUCUGUGGUGAUAUUUGGAGGUUAUAUUUGGUGCUUUUGUUUUUGCUAUUUAUUUUGCAUUUUUUUGUUUUGAGGCUUUUUCAGUUACCGUAUUUUUUGCACCAUAACACUCACUUUUUUCCUCCUAAAAAGUAAGGGGAAAUGUCUGUGCGUGUUAUGGAGGGAAUGCCUACGGGUGGCAUGCCUAUGGAUUUUCCUCCUCUAAAAACUAUGUGUGUGUUAUGGUCGGGUGCGUGUUAUAGAGCGAAAAAUACGGUAAUUUGUUUUUGGGACUGCGUGGAUCCCAGUUCAGCUACUGAUUGAUUGAUUGAUUGAUUGUGUGACUGUGGAAAUGGAUAAAAGCCCUCAUCCAAACAAUGACUAUAACCAGUUAAAUAAAUUGUUUAAAUGGUUAGUAAGGAAAUGAUUAUUUUUCUCUUUCCAAAAAAGUACAGCAGAAAUAUUGUCCAAAUAUAAAUAGUUAACUUAUUAAACCUCACCAUAAUUUCAUAAUUAUCUGUCUAUGUAUUUCUAAUAGUAUAUCAAAUCAGUAAUUUUUGAUAUAACUGUAAAAACUACUCUGAAAAUUUAGUAUUCCAAAAAUGAAACCUUCAUAUGGUUGUAAAUAUUAAGAUUAUACCAGAAAGAAUGAGUCUUUCUGUAAAAAAAAUGAUUUAAAUCAAGCCUUACUGACUAGUGAUUUAAAUCGUGAUUUAGAUCGAUUUGAUUUAAAUCAAAUCCACCCUGUACAGUACAUUGAUUAUUGCUUUCAUUUUAUGGAUCAGUGGUCUCGUUAGAUAAUAAAAUUCAUGUUAAAUUGCUGUUUUAGGGGUUGUUUUUAAAAGUCUGGAACAGAUUAAUCCGUUUUGCAUUACUUUCUAUGGGAAAGCGCACCUUGGUUUUGGAACAAACUAAAUUUGAGAACCAAGGUACCACUGUACUGUUUUAUCUAGACCGGACCAAUUACAAUAUGUGGCAUCAAUUCAUUAGUAUAUAAUAAAGAGUUAUACUAUGAUAAAGUAAAAUUAAAAAGUUCUGCUGUGUGCCCUUUGAAACCCUUUCACAUACCCUGGGCAAGGGAUACGCACACUGCUAAUGGGGAAACACUGCAACAAGUAAUUGAUUACUUGAGACAGGGUGUGUAUCCUGCUCUUCAGUUCAACAACUUCAUGGUGGUGUAAGUGCUGAGUAAAAAGUAGGUCACAAAUAUAAAUCUGAAAAUUGAGAGUUCUGUGACCAAAUCCAGCAGAGCCAUCAAAGAAUCCAUUCACCACAUUAGGGCAAACCUAAACGCCACCCUGUGCUAAUAGUGGCUGAGAAUUUGUGUCUCCUGUUCAAACCUUGCCUUUGCCGUCCACUCAUUGGGGGCCUUAGUUAAGGCUAGGCUCCUGCCCUGUCUCUGACUCACCCAAUAGAGCAGCCGUGUGUCUUACUUUACAGAGGUCAGUUCUCUACAAACAGUUUGUGUGUGUCUGAAAGGCUAUCCACUGCGAAUCCAGUUUAAAGAUCCCCAAAAGGAGAGAUCAGGGAGGCCUGAUCCCUAGUUUGCAGCUGGGCAUCAGGCUGAGUAAGCAACACAGGUCACCUGUUCACAGCAGCGCUAAGGUGUGUUGCUGUUCAGAUCAUAGCUAUUAUUACAAAAAUUGUGGGGUUUUUUGUAAUUAGCACAUGCAAAUUUUAUGUAAAUCUGCACCCUCUUCUCUUUUUCCCUUUUUGGCAAUGUACAAAGGGCCACCCUAUCAGCAGGUCAUCUACAAUAAUUAUAAUAUUGGUCUCCCUUACAGAGCAGUUGUCAGGAUUAGUGAGAUAAUAUACUGCGAAGCACUUCGGCCAUAAUAAAAGGGCUUUCAGUGCUAAGCACAAUUAUAAUCUCAGCUGGCAUUUCUGCAAAAGUAUAUUACAGUGGCCGGGACAGGGGAGAGGGGGCAUGGAUAGGUGGGUAAAUUUGUGCGCUUAUCUGAUCUCUCUGUGCGCACUGCAGCUUGACAUUUUUGAUCCUUGUUAAAAACGAUAUGCUAAAAAAUGCUCCCUCCCAUUAAUGCAGAUGACAUUGAUUUGAGCACUAGGCAAACUCACAUUGUGAUCUCAUGUGGUUUUCAUUAACUGGGACCCCAGAGCAGAAAGAGAGGCCUGGGCUAAAUAAGCAGAGGAAUGGCAAAAACCACUCAAAUAAAUGAAGAUGACGUUGAAGCAUUCUUGGGAUAUUUGUGGGAUGGGGCUUCUAACAACAAAGAGGAAAGAGCAGGACCCGGAUCGCUAAGGAGCAAAGCAAAGGGAAUGGAGCUGAACUAUAACUCCUAAAUUCCUGCUUGUGUUGGGUCACUGGCUCUUGCGAUAGGAGUAGAACUGUACUGGGUAGGCUUUUUGGCCUGCCUAGCACUUUCACAAUGGGUGUGUAAAUAUUAUAUAGGUUUCCCAAGUGGGCAGUGCUGUCAACCUUCCCUUUUUUUGCGGGAAAUUCCCUUAUUCCAGCACCGUUUCCCGCUGCUAUCCCAGAUUGUUAGAUAUCCCGUAGACUGACCCCGGGACAGGUGAGGCUGCUGAUCCCUUAUUUUCAAAUCUGAAAGUUGACAUCUAUUCACUGGGGAGGCAGUGGGAUUACGAAGGCGGGGGCACUAAGAGGCAAGGGUGUGGCAGGGGGGUCCCUGGAGGUGUAAAUGACUACCAGAAGUUCAUCCGUUUUGUUGAAUUAAUUUAACGAAAUAGUUUUAAUUGCAUUUUUAAUUAAGGUGCAAUUCAUUGUCUCGGUUUUGAAUUUUAUUCCUUAGUGGGUUGCUUAGUGAGAACUGCUAUUAUGAAUAAUAGGGCAGAGGACAUUGGAGGCAAGUUUAUGGAACUGAGUGGGUGGUUGCCUGAAAAGCUUUUGGGACCACUAGGAAUCUUUUGCCCAACAUGGGGCUCGAACCCAUGGCCCAGAGAUGAAUGGUCUCAUGCUCUAGAGACUGAGCUAUCUCAAGUCCACUUGGGGUUUCUGGCUUGGAAAGAGCUUUUAAGCUCUCUGCUUUGCUUGUUGGGCAAGGCCCACUUAGCAUACAGGGUCUAGGAGUGCUGGGGAAUCUCUCUCUUCCCAUCACAUGCUAGCCACAGGGGUGCCUCAAAGAGUUUGGGUAUACAUGAAUUUCGUGUAUAUGCAGAACUCUUGGAAUUGAACUCCCCAUGUAACAUGUGAUCAUACUGUGUUUGGUUCACUUUGGAGAAUUUGGCCCAGCAAAUUAUUAUUAUAAUAUUAUUAUUUCGGUCUGAAUGUGUUCUGGUACUCCAGUUUUGAACUUCAAUUGAUUGGGAAACGCUCAGAUCACAUGGGCUGUGGUUACAGCUUAAACUCCUUUCUUAAAAUGGCAAGUGGUUGCUGAAAAUGAGCUUUUGCCUUGCAUCACCGGGUCAUAGGAGCAAUUUCCAUUAUGCCUUUCGCCUGUACGACUCCGUUGCCUUAGGAGCUGGGAAGCUGAGCUCAUGCUAAGAAUAUGUGUAUGUCUCCCGCAGUCUCACUUCUUGUUUCUAAUUAACAGGAGGUGGUGGUGAGGGUGACUCUCACUCUCUGGAAUGAGGAUGUGUAAUACUGGCCCUUGUCCAUGCACCUGCUUGGUGCCACACCUGUGUGAUCACCUGAGACACAGUUGGUAGGCAACUGGGAUAGGGGUAGCUAAAGCAGCAUAAUUGUCAAUGCGGCCCAUUUCUUUGUCACUGUAUUUACUUAAUUGGGACCAAUUGUGUACACUUCAGUAUAAUUGACUUUUAACUCUAGUUAUACAGAAAGCUGAAAAGUCGUUGUUUUGUAAACAUUCUUCUUAGCCAAGCUUUCCAUUCCAUGCCUUCCUCCUGGUCAUUUCACUCUCCUGUCAACAUGCUCCUAUUUUUUCUGCUCCACCUCAAGGGUCUUAGUUACUUGAAGAAACCCCUAAGAGUUCCACAGGCUCUGAGUUGGGUCCUUUAGGAUUUCUGUCCCCUCUGCUUUUGAUCUCUGUUGUUUGCUUAUGGGAAUUUUUAGUUCUGGGCAGAAGCCACCUUUUGAAGUUUUCAUUAUGUACUGCACAGCCUGAUGACAGUGAUGCCUCAGGCUGAACAGGACACUGAGCAUUUGUCCUUUUUGCCCAGCCCUUUUCUAAUGGAUUCACUUUCACAACUCUUCCCCAUUUUACUAAAGGGGGGUUCUUUCAGGAAUAGCUUUGAGUGUGGUGUACACUCAGAGGUUUACUGCUGAGUUGAGGGCAGAGAAAUGCUUCUGAUUCUCAGAGACUUCUCAUAAGACUGUCAACACAGUUUCCUUCCUCUUGCAACUCAGGUGGAUGCUUGUGUUGUGCUUGCAUUUUUCAAACAUAAUGAGAGCCUUCUGAGAAUAGUAUGAACCUUCCACUGUGAAAUAAUAGUCUACUAACCCAAGCCUUUGAGCCCUCUAGUUUUAUUUAUUAUGGCUAACAUUGGAUUACUCAUAGGGGCAGGCCUGCCCUGGUGCCCAGCCCGCAAAAGGAGGUGAACUUGUUCUUUCCAAUUAGGAAUAUUUCCCUAUUAAUUUCUUGGCUGGGCUCUUUCCAGGGCAGGUUAUUGCAGGUUACACCAAAUCUUGUGGCCCACCUUUCUUAGUUUUGCAAGCAGAGGAGAAGCACUUGUAUGUGCCUGUUACUGUUUCAGUUGCAGCAGACAAUCUGACAAAUACCGUAUUUUUCGCUCUAUAAGACACACUUUUUCCCUCCUAAAAAGUAAGGGGAAAUGUGUGUGCGUCUUAUGGAGCGAAUGCAGGCUGCGCAGCUAUCCCAGAAGCCAGAACAGCAAGAGGGAUCUCUGCGCAGCGCUCCCUCUUGCUGUUCUAGCAUCUGGCUUAGCCCCUCAGUCCCUUCCCCCACCUCCCGGAAAAGCCCCCAAGAGCUGCGCUCCCUUUAAAGAGCUGCGUGGAGCUCUUGGGGGCUUUUCCCCGAGGAGUGAGAAGGGCAGCCAGUCAGUGACAGACUGCCCUUCACCCUCCUCGGGGGAAAGCCUGCAACUCCACUCCACGCGGCUUGUGAAAGGGAGUGCUGAGCAGAGCCUGGGAUGCGUACAGGCUCUGCUCAGCGCUUCCUUUAAAGAAUAUUUUUUUUCUUGCAUUCCCCCUCUAAAAACUAGGUGCGUCUUAUGUUCAAGUGUGUCUUAUGGAGCGAAAAAUACGGUAGCUUGCCUCACUCUCUGGAAGUAGUAUGUGGCAUAAUUUGCAAGUACUUCAUCCCCCAUGUGAUCACUUACAUCUUGCUUAUUUCAUUCCAUAUUUUUCAAGUGGCCUUUUUGACAUUUGAAGUGUGCACUGCAUGGAAUUAGGAUAAUUGAAGCGGUUGCAGGAUGAGUUUGUAGCCCUCUCCAGAGAGUACCCCCGAGGCACUGCGCUCCAUUAACAACACCUUUGCUUCAAAAACAUGAACCCAUUCCUCAAAUGUCCUUGAUACCCUUCCAGUCCCAUGGCAAUGGAUCAUGUCUUCUGGUUUCCAUUCCCUAGCUCUGGUUGAUGUGACCAUCAGACACUCUCUCCCUGGUGAUGAGGCAGCACUGCAGGUCUAAGCAGGGUGAGAUGCCUGCAGGGUCUCUGAUGUGAGGUGAAAGUGCUGUGGCCUGCUUCUUGAGGGCCCCAGCCAGGAAAUAACCAUGCAAAAUGGAGGAAAUGAGGUGACGAUAAAUAUAGGAAGGAGAAAUAAAGGAAAACAUUGUAUCAGUGAAAUGAACAGGUGAGCAAAAAUAAGUAAAUAAGAAUGAAAGAAUAGGAUGGUGAAUAAAAUGGAGGAGAGAUAAGAUCAGGUUGGGGACUACAAGCUUGUGUGAGGGCAUGACGUUUAAGCAUGUGGGUCAUUACACUAAGGCGUACUUUGGACUGAUGCAGGCAGGUAAAAUUGUGCUGUUGCUGUCGAUCGAUUGAAUAUUGCUGGAAUUUAGGCCUGCAGAAAAUGGUGAUGACUUUGGAGGUAAUUGAUUUUGAACUUGGUCACACAAUCAGGAGCCAGUCUUUGUCAUCUUAAUCAUCCCAGUCAGCAUGAGAGAGGAAUUCCUGGGCAUUGUGGCUUAUUCGUAAAUAUUCAUUGAUCCCACCCAAUGAAGUAAUCUCCUCUACCACCACCCCUUAAAUAGAUUUUUAAGAUUGAAAACUAGGAUCUGUGGAAUGUUUUUGGUGACCAAAGUGUACUCUGGAGAACAGAGAAAUGUGUGUCUGUCUGUUUAAAACAACAGCAUGUGAAACAAGUAAAUGAGAUUAUCCAGUUGACACUGAGAGAAUAUGGCAGCGAAGAGGCAGGAAUAGACUUUCACGUUGUCUAAUACAAAUAAAGCCCCUCUUUCUUUCUAAUAAAAAAAAAUGAUUUGGGCUGCUUACAGCUUGGCAGAAGCAAUUAACAGUAAGACUUAGGAGCCUUCACUUUAGGAUUUGUGGUACCUCAGCAGGCUAGGGGGAGGAAGGUUGGAAAGGUGGAGUCAGAUUACUUUGUCAAGGCUGCAUUCCUCUAUUCAGGUACCCCAUCUGGCCUGUGUGUGUGUGUCUUUGAAGGUGACUGCAUAGAAUCUGUUGGGGAACUGCCUUCCCCACUUAAAAACAGUCUCCUUGCCGAGGUGAACAGCCUGUUCUGACCAUAGUUGGUGCUCAGCCUGGGAAUGUAACAUUGGAUGCAGUCAUGGGCAUGGUAACACGCAUGCCUUUGUUCACAUCAACCAAUUGCACCUUCUGCGCAUUUAACACGCAUUCAACCUACACAGUUUCAGCCACAUGCGUGCUGGAUGAAAUUGCACAAAGUGGACAGCUUAAAAGCCGUUUUUGCACCAGGUCUGCUUGGGCUCACCCUGUGUGAAAAGAGGUUUUAAGCUCUUUGCACUACUUGCUGGGCCAGUCCUGCUCAGUGUGCUAGCUCUGGGAAUACGGAGAACUAUCUCUCUCCCUCCCACACUAGGCGUCGGGGCAGCUCCAAGGGUUUGGGUAUAUGCGAUUUUCAUGUAUACACAGAACCCUAGGAACUGAGCCUCUGUGUGAGAUUCAGUCAUACUGUACUUUAAGUAGGGCUACCUUUGGAAACUUCAAGGAGUCCAGAAUGCUGAUUACAGCCAGUUUUGGAGAGCUUGUGACUCGCUUCCUGCCACAGCUACACUGAUUCCCAGUCUGUUUUCAGGCCCAAAUCUGAAAUGCGGGCUAUGACCUUUUGAAUCAUUAAUGACUUGGGACCAGGGUGCUUCAAGAACUCUCUUUCCCCUGAUGAAUUUGUCCUUAAGAUUUUCUGGAAAGGCUGCGCUUUGCAUCCCACCAGCAUCUGAGCAGUGUGUCUGUUUGGGAUGUGGUCUCUCUCUGUGGCCAUUCCAAGUCCGUGGAACUGUCUUCCUAGUGCAGUGAUGGCAAAUCUUUUAGAGACCGAGUGCCCAAACUGCAACUCCGAACCCACUUAUUUAUCGCAAAGUGCCAACACGGCAAUUUAACCUGUAUAUCUCAUUUUUUUUCCUGUGUGUUUCAUGUUUCUUCUUUAUGACUGCUGUUUUAAUAAAUACCCCUUCAUAAAAGUUAUUGCAUUACAUUCUUCAUUAAAUUUUCUUUCCAUUGAUAUAUAAUUUUAUGGUAUAACUCAGUUCUAUUUUUCUAAAAAAAUGUUUAGGGAUACUCUCAUAUUGACUCAAGAAAAUCACCACUGGGGGAAAAAUAAAUACAGUUCAAAUUGGGAAAAAUAAAUACAGUGGUACCUCAGUUUUUUAACAGCUUAGUUCUCAAACUACUUGGAACCUGAGCACUUCAAACCCAGAAAUGAGUGUUCCGGUUUUGGAAUGUUUUUCAGAAGCCAAACAUGCUCUGUUCUGAGUAUAACUUCCAUUUUGAGUGCCACACUUAAUUUUCCUAGUGAAUGAAGGCAGGCCGGGCAGCAAGCAAGCAGGCACCUGCCACCCACCAGCGCUGGGUCCCUCCGCUGCCACUGCCACAACAGCAACCACCCCCUCCUACAGCUCUGGCGGCCCCGGUGCUGAGUGAGGGAAGGCUGGUUCGGCCCUGCUGGGGCAACUGCGCGCGUGCCCACUGAGAGGGCUCUGAGUGCCCUCUCUGGCAUGCGUGUCAUAGGUUCGCCACCACUCUCCUAGUGGGUCCUGCCUGGCCCUCCUUUCUUGUGGUCCUCUGUUGCAAGAGGAGGACUUUUCUUUUACAGCAGAUAUUUGACCAGCCGCUAUGUUAAGGUUUUAGUCUUUGUAUUUCAGUCUGAAUCUGUCUCCCGCCCCCCGUUUCCCUUGUAUUUCCCUUCACUGCUUGUUAUUUUAACUAUGUUUGUGUUGUGAGUGGCUUUGGGCAUUUUUUUUAAAAAAAAUGGACAGCUGAAGUAAGAAUGGUUUUAGUAAGCUCCUUGUAAAACAUGCCAGAAAGGUUCUGCUUUUCUGUUGUUCUAAGACUUGGAUUUACCUUUGCUGGAAUGUUUGUUGGCAGAUGUCUUUAGGAAGCCUUUUCCCGGCAGUUGUGCUGGCUGCGGCUGAUGGUAAUUGCAGUCCAAAACAUCUGGGGGGGGGGCAGCAGAGUGCCAAACACUGGUACAUCCUUCUGAAUCUAGCAGGAGGAGAUUUGUUUUAGGAAAAUAAGAAGAACCUUCAGGUUCAAGGCAGUGUCCCAUCUGCAGCAUCCUUCUCUCACAGUGGCCAACCAAAUGCCCCAAUGGGAAGCCCACAAGCAAGAUUUGAGUGCAAGAGCUCUCCCUCCUGUGGUUUCCAGCAACUGGUAUUCAGAAGCAUUACUGCCUCCAGCUGUGGAGGCAGAGCAUAGCCAUCAUGGCUAGUAGCCACCCACAGCCCUCUCCUCCAUGAAUUUGUCUCGUUACCGAAUUUCUCAUGGCAUGCAUAAUUUCAUAAACUUCUGUCAUGUCGCUUCUUAUUUAACCAAUUUAAAUUUGAUUAUCUUCUUGGGUUUAGCCACAGAAUCCAUACAAUCAGUGGUUCAGUAGAGAUUCUCUGUGUGUUUAAUCACAAAUAAAGACUUGAACUUGGGUGAAAUAAUAAUUGUUAUUGCAAUAUCUACUUUUUAUAUCUGCUUUUAAAAAACAUUCCAAGAUGCUAUUUGGCACCCUCCCUCAGUUCCUCUGCCAACUCAUCUUGCUUUAUAACAUAUCUAUAGUUCAGAGUUCCAUCAUUAUUCAGAACAGUUUCUGUAAAGUCUUAAAUGAGGUAUUUGCAUAUACUGGUGGUGCUGAGUGUCUGUCUCCCUCAAUAUUUGAAUAAGAAAUAAAACAAUGGCAUAUUGUCAUUCAACCUAUGUCCUUUAGUUACUGAUUUUGUUCCUCACAAUUUGCUAGAAUGUAGAGAAGGGGUGUCCAACUCAAAUGGGUUAUGGAACCAAAUUACACACAGAGAGAAAGAGAGUUUUGUAAUAAAUCCUUGAUCAAUUUUGGCAGAAGAGUAGGGUGUUAGGAGGAUUGGUGAAUUAAAGCACAUCUCCUCUACUCACCCCCCCCCCCCCCGAAUACCAGCUCUUCCUCCAAAGACCAAAUGCAUACAAACAACAUGCUCCAAAAUCCUUUCACGUUGCAGAAACAGCUGCUGUUAUCACAUGCUUGCCUACACACAUGCACACACUCCUGCCAGCCAAAACAACCUCUGUCGCACAAGGCUCGGCUGCCUGUUCCCAUAGCUUUCAUUUUUGGUUGCAAGUGACAAAUACAUAAGAACAGAGGGAGAGCCUGUGGGAUCAGACCAAUAGCCCAUCUAGCCCAGCGACCUUUUCUGACAGUGGCCAACCAAAUGCCCCAAUGAGAAGUCCACAAUCAGGAUCUGAGGAUAAGAGCACUCUCUGGUGGCUUCCGUAAUUAUGUAAGAAGAGCCCCUGCUGAAUACCCGGUGGCCCAUCUAGUCCUGCAUCCUCUUCUCACAUGGCCAACAAGAUGCCUUGUGGGAUCCUCUCUAGCAGGACCCGAGUCACUGGUGAGACUCUGUUCUUUCUGCUGGACUGCUAAUAAUUUAAGUGCAAUGGAGAGAGGCUAAUGUAGUUAUCAUUAGGAGACCAGCCCCCUUGCCCUACUGAUAACGUGCCUCUCUAGCGUUGAAGUCAGCUCUUUUAUCGUCUGGGGUGCUAUGGGCCACUGGGGGGGGGGUCCGGAAAGGCUCUUGUGCCUUAAAGUGGACACUCAGGUUGCAAACGUGAUCCGUGCGGGAUGCACGUUCGCAACCCGCAGUGUUCGCAACCCGUGUCUGCGCACACGCGGGUUGCAAUUUGGCACUUCUGCGCAUGCGCAAAGCGCAGUUUAGCUCUUUUGCGCAUGCGCAACCACCGAAACCUGGAAGUAACCCAUUCCGGUAGUUCCAGGUUUCGGCGGUCCGUAACAUGAAGAAACGCAACCUGAAGCGUUUGUAUUUGUGUCAGCACUGACAUUGGCAGCAUUCAACUUACUUAGAUUGUAAUUUUAACUGAUUCUGAUCUGCUCAGUUUUAUUUCACUUAGGGUCGGAACUUAAGAAGAAAAUGUGCUUCUUUACCUAGAAAUAGGUGCUGUUUACUGCACUUCCUUUUGCUUAAAGUAAUAUCUUUUUAAUGCAUCAUUUUAAUCAAGCAUGUCAAAACUGGAUGCAGUGUUAUCAAAUGCCGCAGAUGAAAGUAGGAAUGUUUCCUUAAAAAAAAUCCCAACAAUUCUUAACUUUAUUUUUCAGUUUCUAAAAGGACACGUAACAAACAUAAACAUGUUAUCCCUAACCCCCAAUAAACAUUCCAUGCUUAUACCACGUAAGAAAUGCAGCCAAACAUUAAAUUUUUAAAUAGUUUAGAGUGGAUCACAUCAGUUAAAUGUCUCCGUUGUCUAGGGUGAUGAUAAUGCCAAGGUUUCAUAUUUGAUCCCCUAUGGGACAGCUACAUAUACCUGCAUUGCAGGGGGUUGGACUAGAUGAUCCUCAGGGUCCCUUGCAACUCUACAGUUCUACUCUCUGUCUUAACAGAUUUGCCCAGAGGAAGCUGUGGGCAGCUGUGGGUGGGGGGCAGCACUGCCCUUUCCAGCACACUGAAUAUACAUGGGCCAGGGGCCAUACAGUUUCAAAAUCACCGUUGGCCUUUGUGUUCCUGAGCACGCUAAGAUGCUUCAUUCAUUUCUCUAUAAGGGCUGUGUUGCAUAGCCUAUCUCACCAUGCCUCCAGAGUUAAGUUAGUAGCUGUUUUCUAAUACUGCCUUAUUUAAUCAGUUUCCACCAUUUCUUGUUUUUCAGAAUUUUCUAAAGUGUCAAGGAAUUGCCAAGCUAACCCAAAUUUCAAGGGACCCAAAAAUACGCUGCCACUUUUGACUAAGGAAGAAAAGAGGGACUAUCGUCAUCUCUCAUACCAGAACUCCCACUUCAUGCUGCAAGAGCCAAGGCUGGAGUCGCCAAUUUAAGUUUGUUUUCUAAGGUAAAUCAAAGGUCUCCACAAUCUUUUCCAAGCAAGAAGAUAACUGUGGGCAGCUUUCAUGUGGCUGUAUAAAUUUCUGUGGGAAAAUGCUUGUAUCUUAGUUUGCCAACCGCGGUAAGAUAGGUUUGACCGCAGGCAGAAGGAGCAGGGGUGAGCCAGGAGCUCUUCACUGCCCUCCCUUACCGGGUUUCAGAGUGAGCUUUUAAAAUGCAGUGUCUUGGCAUUCUUUUUUACGUAUCGCAAAGCUUUAUUGCAGUGACACAUUUUUAAUAUCACAUUUUUCAUAGCAAUUGUUAAUUGGACAAACAUAAAUGGGAUUCAGCCUUAGGUGCCGACCACAAGUCAUUUGAAUAAUUAAUAUUUAUAAAUACUGGUGUGGGUGUAACAUAUUGUUCUAGAUUAGUAAGAAACACUACUUGAUAUGACAAUGAUAUUUUAUGUAUUACUUGUGCUAAAUCCAUAAACCGAUUAUAAGAAGGUAGUAUUAUUAUCAUUACAGUAGUGUGUAAUACUAAUUUAUUUGCUAAAUGGACUGCAAUUUGUUUUCUAAUACUCCCCCUAGCAACAGAUCCAGGAGUUGGUUCUUAAAAUAUUUUCAGGAGCAGAGUCACACAUUCAGCCUAUUCAUUUUUCACAAUAUUGUUUUGAAAUCUUCCCUAAAAUAUCCCAGCAGUGUUUUGGCUUUCUUGUGAUGGGCACGGUCCUGUUUGAUAAAAUUUCUAUGGAGGCCAAUCCAUGAGGUCUCUCAAUUAUCCCUGUAUAUAUGAAAGAUCCAAGGAUACUUUGCUGGAGAAGCUGGAUAAUGUGAUAAACCUACACAUGGUUUUGGACAGCUAAGUCGCAGUUGAACUCAGUGACAGAGGCAUGUUGAGGGUUGUUUGCACCCUUGGCGAGGAGCUGUAUCGUUCUCCCCAACCCAAAACCCCCCACUUCUCCCAUGUUUGAUCUCACCGCUUAUUGAACAUACAAUUAAGCUGUAAUUAUCACUGGCCGUAUUUUUUGCAUCUCAUUCCCAUUCAGCUACCAUCUUAUAAAUUUCUCCUUUGUAUGCCUUGGGAGGGGAGGGGAGAGAAGAUGAAUAUUUCAAUCCAUGCCUUCUGGAAAUGUGAUAUUCAAGAGUAACGACAACAGGAUUGAGGUUUUAUGCCCUUUUCUAAAUUUUUCCAGCAUUAUGAUAUCCUUUAAGAGAUGUGGUGACCAGAAUUAUAAACAGUAUUUCUAGAGCAGUUGCUCCAUAGACUUGUAUAAAGCGGUUAUGAUAUUGCCAGUUCCGUUUUCAAUCCUUUUCAAAAUGAUCCCUAAGCUUUAAUCCCCCCCCUUUUUUUUUUACCGCUGCCACAACUGGAUCAACAUCUUAAUUGAUCCAUCCACUAUGACCAUAAGAUGUCAUUCUUGGUCAGUCACCACCAACUCAGACCUCAGUAACAUAUGUAAUGUUAGAAUCAGCAGGCAUCACUUUACACUUGUUAACAUUGAACCAGUUUUGUGAUUUUAAUUCUCAUUCACCCCGUUUGGAGAGAUCCUUUUGGUCGCCUCAUAGCCUCUUUUAGUUCAGCAACAACAAUAACCCUGUACAACUUAGUGUCAUCAGCAAACUUUGCUGGACUAGAUGAUUCCAUUUCUGUUAACUUCCCCCUUUUUUUAAGGGAAAUCCUAUUCGGAAUAAGGGAAUUUCCCUUUAAAAAGUGGAUACGUUGACAGCUAUGGAUGAUCCUCAGGGUCCCUUCCAACUCUAUGAUUCUGUGAUCUCCAGAAAGGACUAGAAAGAUGCUGUGUCUCAUGCUGCAAACCUAGGUUCAAAAAGCAGACAACAUGCAUCCAGUAAAUUAAACUCACUAUCACAGAUGGAUAGGACCGGAACGAUGAAUUAAACCAGAAUGGUUUUCUUAUCUAUUUCAAGAUAUAAGAGUAUUUACCCUACUUUCACUCCCUGCUCCAUACCAAACACACCAUCAGAUACACAAAAUAAAACUUCAGAAUGGGUAGGUCCACAGAAAGGGUAAAGGUAAAUGACUCCUGGACAGUUAAGUCCAGUCAAAGGUGACUAUUGGAUCAGGAAAGGAAACCCAAAGGAAAUCUUCCUUUUUUGUCAUAAUUUUCAGUCUGCUCUCCCCAGCCCUGCAUUCCUAGGGGAAAAAAGAGAGAUGCAGCAGAACCCAAAUAAAGGGGGGAAACCGUUAUUCUGCAGGGAAGCCAGGAAAAAUAUUAUUAUUAGAAGAAAUGAAAGCCAAAGCAAGAGAAGAGAGGCACUGCUUUGCUGCUAGAGCCGUUUUGAGAAGCAAAACCAGAACCAAUUAGAAACCCCUUAAAUAACCAGCCAGCACAGCAAGAGGUCCACAAGUAAAACUUGCAAACCUCAAUGGAUCUCACACUGAGAGACUAUCUGAAAUUCCCCAGAAGAUACCAUCAGUUGCUACCUGCAAAGUUAGUGAUUUAAGGGGUGAAAAUCAGCCAAAUCUCACCUCCUGCUCCUGGCCCAAGAGAGAAGUAGUCCAUUUUACUGCUUGCGAGCAGUUUGUUUGCUUGCUUAUGCAAAUCGUACAACAAUUGAAAGUUUUCCUCUUCAGCACAUCAAAAGGCUUUCUGGAGAGUGGGCUGAAAGGCUGUCUUCGGCUCUUCUACCCAACCAGAGGAGAGUCCCAAAUCUCGCAGCAGGAAAUCUCAACUUGGUUGCAAGGGGGUGCUCCUGAGUUGCAGAAAACAGCUAGAAACUUGGGACUUUUUAGUGGCCAUGACCUCUGGAUCUUUGAAGAUUUACUCUUGGAUACAAACUCUUAGAAAUAAUUGCAUCCUCUGGAGAGUGUGGAUGAUUGGUAAAUUACUUUUUAAAAAAUAUUUUUACUGUGUUAGGCAUUAUUCCCUCUCCUGCUUAGUUUUAAGCUGUUAAAUUAGAUUGGUUCAUUUGUAUUGUUUUAUACAACCGUAUAACAUUUUUUUGGUAUUGAUUGAUUGAUGACAUUUCUAAUUGUUCCUAGCAUACGAUCCCAGAAAUUGCAUAUAGGCAAGCCUUUGGAACUGCCCCACAACUAGUGAAUGAGGGUUAGAAAGAGAGAAUUCCCUGUUCUCCCAGAGCCUGUGUACAAAUUAAGUCUUGCCCAGCAAGCAAGGCGGAGAGCUUAGAAUCCGUUUUCACUCUGGUUCCUCAUGGGUUACCCAGUGCAAAACAAAGUGUUAAGCUCUCCACCUUGUUUACAUUUAACAAUCAUUUCUGUGCUCCUUCUCUACUCCUGCUGCUGCCAGGAAACAAGUCAGAGUCUAGUUCAGUGGUUCCCAAAGGGGCAGUAGCACUACCUGGUAGAGGUGGGAUUAUGUAAGGGGGUUCUAAGAGGCAAGGGGACAGCAGGAGGCGCUGAGGGUGUAAAUGACGCUCAGACUUUGAAAAGCUGCUGUCACUGGAUCAAGUUCAUCAGUUUGGUUCAGGGGUCAGCAACCUUUUUCAGUCGUGGGCCGGUCCACCGUCCCUCAGACCUUGUGGUGGGCCGGACUAUAUUUUUAAAAAAUAAACAAAUAAAUGAAUUCCUAUGCCCCACAAAUAACCCAGAGAAGCAUUUUAAAUAAAAGCACACAUUCUACUCAUGUAAAAACACCAGGCAGGUCCCACAAAUAACCCAGAGAAGCAUUUUAAAUAAAAGGACACAUUCUACUCAUGUAAAAACACGCUGAUUCCCGGACCAUCCAUGGGCCGGAUUGAGAAGGCGAUUGGGCCGCAUCUGGCCCCCAGGCCUUAGGUUGCCUACCCCUGGUCUGGUUGGAUCAAUUAAACGGAACAGUUUUUGUUGGAUUUUGAAUAAAUGUGCAAGUAACUGAUACUGUUCCAAAUUUUAUUAUCUUAUUAUAUUCCUUAGUGGAUCAUGAAAACCGCUAUUCUAAAUAACAUUCUUUAUAAGGUAAGGUUGGUGGGGAAUGGGCACCAGCUUAUUGGAACCAAGGGGCUGAUGGGCCAAAACUGUUAGGGAACCAGUGGACUAGCUUGUUGCGAUGUCCAAACUUGGGCUUUUGGUUUGUUUUUCUCCAAACAAGGAGCAAAUAAGGAGCUUACUGCUUGGAAGUUUGCUUUUUCCAAAAGAAACCGCACAGCCAUGAACUCUGUCCCUUUUCCUGGCAACAUAGCAGGAGUUGUGGCAGUGGGCGGGGGGAGGGAGGGGAGAGAGAGCAAAGUGGGAAUUUUUUAGCCAUGUCUGAAAAUGAGGUUUCAACCAUGGUUCAACAUGAUGGUGUGAACUUGACAGUAUAGACGCUGUCUGUAUUUUAGCAAUCAAACCUAUGGCUAGUCUCUUGAUGCUCCUUGUGGCUCUUAUUUCAGACCACCUUCUCAGAUAAAUCCCUUUGUCUGAAUUUAUUUAUUAUUUCACAAAAUUUAGACAUGGCUUGAUUAUUUUUAAAAAAAACCCACAACAACCCUUCAACGUGGUUUACAAAGGGAACAAAGCAAUAAAAUUAUCACUAAAAACAGUAAAAAAAAACCCCUCUUAUAAACAUAUAAAAGAUUAAAGCAGCAAUAAAUGAAAAACAGAUUAAAGCGUGUGUCAGCAUUCUACAUGUCUGCGCAGGUAGGUCUAAACAAAAAUGUUUUUAGCAGGCACUGGAAAGAGUGCAUUGAAGGUGCCUUGCCUGAUGUCAAUAAGCAGGGAGUUCCAGACUAUAGGUCCAGCAACACUAAAAGAUUGAUUUCUUGCAAAUCCUGAACAGGCAGCGCCCAUAAUAGUGCUAAUGCCACAGAUUGAAGCAGUCAGGGUAAGGCAGUCUCAUAGACAAACUGGUCCCAAGGUGCUAAUGGCAAUCUUUUUGUUAAGCCCCACUCGCUGAAUAAGGAAAGGUAUGGGGUUUUCUGCCUUCUCCCUCCAAACUUCCACCUUUCUCACUCAACGUGUAGGCCAACAAUCCCCUCUUUUCUUUCCCUCCUUUCCAGGUCACGGGCAGCCUGCGCGCCCCCUUUCGCAUUCCACCCCCGAGGCCUCACAGUUGAGAUGAGGAAUUCAGACGAGCAAACGGCCACGACAGUUUUACAGCGCCUGCUGCAGGAGCAGCUGCGAUAUGGGAACCCAAACGACAGCCGCAACCUCCUCGCUUUGCACCACCAAGCUACGGGCAACGCACCCACUUUCGCCAGCAACGGGAGCCCAGGGGCUCCAAGCGAAGGGCUGAGCCCUCAGGACCACCAGGCCGGAGCCCAUGUUGCCCGCCAGGAGCCCCAGGGCCAGGAAAUACAAAUGGACAACAGUGUCAUGGAGAAGCAGCUCUCCCCAAGGCUCCAGAACAGUGAAGACCUCCCAACCUAUGAGGAAGCGAAAGUCCAGUCCCAGUACUUCAGGGGCCAACAGCACGCCAGCGUUGGGGCGGCAUUUUAUGUGACGGGGGUCUCCAACCAGAAGAUGAGGACUGAGGGGCGCCCGACAGUCCAGCGUGUGAGCCCUGGGAAGGUCCACCAGGACGAAGGACUCAAGGACCUAAAGCAAGGGCACGUCCGCUCCCUGAGCGAGAGGCUGAUGCAGCUGUCUCUGGCCACCAGUGGUGUGAAGGCCCACGCGCCCGUCACAAGCGCCCCGCUCUCCCCGCUCUCUUCCCAGCAGACCAACGACUUCUACAAGAACUCUGUGACAGCCCCGCCCCAGCCAAAUAUGAAAGGGAUGGAGCACAGGGGGCCUCCUCCCGAGUACCCCUACAAAAACAUGCCCACCCCUCCGAUGAGCUGUAAGCAGAUGGACCCCGGGCAUUUCUACAGCGACCACCGCCUGGGUCAGCAAGGCCGAGCUGACGGGCCACUGAUGAGGUACCAGCAUCCUCCUGAAUAUGGAUCUUUCAGGUAAGCAGCCUGCCUUUCAUGCACGAAACCAAAGAAAGGGAGCAAAUCAGCCCAAGGUCCUCAAAGGGCCCAGAACGAGCUACAGUAAGCCCGCAACAUACACAGGGCUUAUGUUCCAAGGCUAAAAUCGCUUAUAGUCAAGACACAUUGGGUUCAGUGGCACGCCAGAUUGCCAAAGUCAUUUUUCCUGGAACCCUGCACCCUGUCAACCCCCUUUUAAUUUUUUUUGCAACACACAUAACUGCUGAUUGCACACAAGUUAAAUGCACAUAAGUUGUGGGCUUACUGUAUUUUGUUGGCGCUUUUGAGAAUUUCUUCUCAGCUUUUUCCUUACCUGUCUGCACAAACCAUCCUUGGGAACUUGUGGUAUUUUCAGGUGAUGUCUCGGUUUUGUACUUCGCUAAUGGGAAUCAAGAGAAAAUAAGGAGCCUGCAGGAUGCAGGCCAAUGGCCCAUCUAGUCCAGCAUUCUGUUCUCACAGUGGCCAACCAGAUGCUCAAGAGCCCUUUUCCUUACUGUGGUUUCCAGGAACUAGUAUUCAGAACCAUUUCUGUCUCUGACACUGGAGGCAAAACAUGGCCAAUCAUGGUGGCCAGUAGCCGUCCUAAUGUGAAACUGGCUUUCCUUAAAAACAGCUGGAGGAACAAGAGGACUUCCUGAUAGCUGCACCUGUCACUGAAAAGUGCUGUAGGCAGAAAGGGAUGUGAGAGGCCUGACCCUUCCAGGAUAGAGGUUACUAGAGUGGUAAUUCUCCCGCUGGUGGUUUUACAUAGCAGUUACUGGGUCAUCACUCAGGCUAGCAGCAGUCAGCUCAGUCAAGCUUCCCAUUCACUUAGAUCUGUGCAUCAUUCCUUCUUGGUUGCACCUAUUGACUACCAGUGUAGAUCUUGUGGCAACCAGAGAAAGAUAUUUUGCUGGUGUAGCACAUUUGUUACUCCGGUUCCCUGCUGGAGUAUGUUUUAGAGUUUGUUAGAGACUGAUAUAUAUAAACAAACACUCGCUCAUCUUUUUACCAGCCUCUUGAGUGACAUGUUUUCUGUUUGGCAUUGUUGCAGGGAGGUUACUAUGAGACUGUUGUACAGUAUUUGUGAUUUUUGCGUACUACUGUUUCAGUGGGUUUUUUCUUUGUAAACCAUCCUGGAAUUUGAUAACAAAGAGCAGUUAUAUUUGUAAGUUAAGCAGAUAACUAAAAUAAUAGACUGUAGAAAGCUGUGAUAGUCAGAGCUGUUGCUCUGUCUAUCUCAGUAUGGUCCACACUGAGUGGCAGCGGUUCUCCUGGGUGUUGGGCAUAAGAUACCUAGGGAUCCCAUUGAGAAUUGAAUUGGCACCUUCUUCAUGCAGAGCAGACGCUGUACUCCUCAGUUAGCUAUGGCUCCUGCUGUGGACAUCUGUGGCUUUCAAACUUACUUCCCCCAGGGCACAAGUGCCACAUCAAUUUAUUCACUACAGAAUGCUUGCCCAUUGCAGAGGAUUCUGGGAAAUGUUCCAGGGUACCCUCUUCCAUGCCUUUCCCUUUUGCUCUCCAUGAACAGAAACCACACUCUGCAGCAGGAUGCUGUCAGCUCUCUGUGGCUGCUCUUGUGGUGUACUGCAUGGUUGAGCAAGGGUUUCGUUGAAUAUAGUCUGAAUUAGAACCUGGUGGUGUGUUCAGCAAGCCCAACCCUCUCAUUAGACAGUGUGAGGCAGAUUCUCAGGGGCAGCUGCAGCUCACAGUUAUUGCUCCAGAGCCUCUAGCAACUCCCCUCUGUUGCCACAUAGCCUCCCUUUGUCCCGCCACUGCAAUUUGGCCUGCUGCCUCAGGGUUGGUGGAGGAUGCUCUCCCAUUGCUAGUGUUCAAGUAAGAUCCAUUUGCCAGUUCGGUGGGAUUCCAGGACCUGGAAGAGAGCUCCAUCUGGCCCAGCCUUCAAACCUUUAAGAGCCAGUGUGGCGUAGUGGUUUUGGACUAGGACCUGGGAGGCCAGAGUUCAAAUCCCCACUUGGCCAUGGAGCCCCGGUCACUGCCUCUUAUAGCCUAACCUACCUCACAAGAUUGUAGUGGGCGUUAAAUGAGGAGGGGGAUAACCAUGUGUGCCACCUUUCGCUCCUUGGAGGAAAAAAGAAGGGAUCUAAAUGUGAUAUAUAAACAAACUAUCCUUUCUGUCUUCAAAUCUUUAUUGUUAUGAUCAAUGUAAGAAGCACACAAAACACAUUGUCCAGAUAUGCUGAGUAGGGUUUAAAAUCAAUCAGUUCAGUCAUUUAUUCAUUGCAUUUCCAUCCUACCUUUUCCUCUUAAAGAGCUCAAGGUGUGGUGUGCAUAGCUCUGCCCCUCACUUAAUGAGAUUCACGGCCAAGUGGGUAGGUGGGUGAGAUUUGAGUCCUGGUCUCUUCCAGGUCCUCAUCCCCACACUGGCUCUUGCCUUCUUGACAGCAAAUAGAAUCAUUCUACAGGAGAACAAAGCAUUAAAACAAUGGACAUGGGACAAAGUCGUAAGCAUCUGUUUGUUUGUUUACAAAAAUAAUAAUUCAAAAUACAGUUAAAAUUGACGAUUGAGCUGAAAUAUAACUAAAUUGCAUUUCAGCAUUCCACAUAUCUAGAUAGGCUUGCCUAAACAAAAAUGCUUCUAGCCUUCGCCAAAAGGAGUACAGGGAAGGCGCAUGCCUGAUGUCAGUUGUUGCCUUGACCGUGUACAUCCCCCUUGGUAUGUGUUCUUGGAGAGGCACUGAGAUAUCUCUCUCUGUCUGUCUGUCUCUCUCUUGUUGUAUGGACGCAUAGGCGUUUUCCUUCCACAUUGGUUCCACACUUGCCUCACUUGCGGAGGGAAGAGUCUGGUGUUCUUGAGUCUAUAGGAUUCUUGCUGUGCUUUUGGCUCAGGCAUUGAUGAUGGAGCGUUUUUUUUCCAAAUCUGGUGCCUCCAAAGAUUGGAAAUGUAAGCCUAGGCUUACCGGCUGCUUUGUUUCACUGAAGAAACGUGUUCUCCCAUCCAGGAGUGACUCUGUUACCUUCUACACUUCACGAUACGACAUGUGAGUUGUCCCAAAUAUCAACGAAAGUUCUGUGCAUUUUUCAGAUUGCAGGUAGACCACUGAUGGGGUUUUGCUGGAUGAAUUCUGCGCUGCUUCUCUGUUUUAAGCUUUGGUUUGCAUGCAUGAUUUGAAAUUAGUUGUAUAAUACCUCUGAAUAGAGAUUGAAGAGCAGCAGGAAAGGACUCCCCCCCCCUUUCUGAUUGUUGGUUGAUGUAUUCUAAAUUUUGUCUUUGCAGAAAAGUUUGCAUUGCAGAGGGGGUUCGACUGGAUAAUCAUUUGGGGGCCUUCCAACUCUUCAAUUCUGUGACUCUAUGAAAUGAGAACUAUGAUUGCUGCCCAGCUUGGACCAGAAUUUAUUUAUUUGUCCCAGUCAGCAAAUUGUGUCCAAUAUUCUAGCCAGUGGGAAUAUUAAAAGAGUUUACCUGAGCACAUGCAGAGUGCCUUUUCCUCCCAUUGAGCAAGGGAGCCACCAGCUGCUACUGCUGCUGCUGCUGCGCUGACAGUCAGCUUUAUUGAACACAGCCAAAGGCAUUUCCAGUACAAAAAUUAUAUAGUUUCUAAAGCAAUGCAUGAAUUAAAGGAGAUGCAUGUUGCAGAAAGUCACAGGACAACCAUUAGUAGCCAUGUGUGCCAUCCAGCAAGGGUAACGAAACAUUGUGUUAAGAUUUAUAAUACAUGAUAAUUCUUGACAGUGCAAGUUUAGCUACCGAAUGUGUAAUGUGUUUAUCAGCUAGACAUUCUGAAUACAGUUGAAGAAUAGGGGAUAAAUAUCUCUCUUUGGGCUCCAAAUGGAAAGGGCAGAACAGCAAAUUUUAUUUCUUACGCAAAUUUUAUUCCUAAAGACUAUAUAUAAUCUUUAUUCUCAAUAAUGAGAAUAAUUUUAUUAUCCAUAGGUGCAUAAUACUUUUAUUUUUAUAAAUCUUUAUUAUUUGUAAAAGGAAUAUUUGUAUAAGUUAAUACUUUAUUAUUUCUUUGGACCUGUACUAUAGCUUUGUACUUUUGUCCUUCCAUGCUGCGGCACUUAAUGGCUUAAAUUUUUGAUUCUUUGUUAUGUCUGCACUUCAUUGCAAUUAUCAAAUCAAUAAAAGAAAAGCAGAUAUGCAUGGAGAUAUGCAUAAUAUUUUAGAUCUGAUUACAACUGAAUAUCCAUAUCCAUUCUGCAACUGAGAUUCCAAGGUGUCUCCUGUCCAAAUAUGCUGAGGGCAUCUGCCGAAACCUAGGUUUUGUAAAAGCUCCGAGGAGCUGUGAAUAGAAAUAACGGCGCCUUGAAUGAUUGAUCUUGAUUUUAGGUGUACCAGACGGGGGGGGAAAAGCAUCAACCACAGAUGCUUUGUCUUGAUCAACAUCAUGAUCCAAAAUCCAGUUCCUGAGAACAUGGGGACUAAGAUAUUUCCGCAUGGGGAGAUUACAAAUCCUUUGUCUAUCUUUUAUUUAGGGCUGCCAUUUAUCUGGGGGGGGGGGGAUUUUGGAUUCUGAGGUUUUCCUUAAAAGAAAAACUCAACAACUUUAUUAUUAUUAUUUUCAUUAAUUAUUUUAUUUUAUUUAUUGCCUACCCAUCAUCCUAGGGACGCGGGUGGCGCUGUGGGUAAAACCUCAGCGCCUAGGACUUGCCGAUCGUCAGAUCGGCGGUUCGAAUCCCCGUGGCGGGGUGCGCUCCCGUUGCUCAGUCCCAGCGCCUGCCAACCUAGCAGUUCGAAAGCACCCCCGGGUGCAAGUAGAUAAAUAGGGACCGCUUACUAGCGGGAAGGUAAACGGCGUUUCCGUGUGCUGCACUGGCUCGCCAGAUGCAGCUUGUCAUGCUGGCCACGUGACCCGGAAGUGUCUUCGGACAGCGCUGGCCCCUGGCCUCUUAAGUGAGAUGGGCGCACAACCCUAGAGUCGGACACGACUGGCCCGUAUGGGCAGGGGUACCUUUACCUUUACCCAUCAUCCUAAGGUCCUGGGGGGCUUGCAAUAGGAGUACUAUUUAAUAGAUCUCUUACAUGGAAGAACACAAAAAUUAUAACAGUGAAAUAGCGUUUCAAAUGCUCCAACCAGCAAAGCUUAGCGUUCCAGGCUGUUUAGUCUAUGACAAUAGCUGAUGUACUCUAAACAGAUUCUAGCUGCAAUCGAUGAAGGACCAAGCUCAAGGCUCCCGUGUCUGCUUCAUAAACUUAUUCUGCAGAAUUUCCAGCUCAGAUUUGGCUCCUAUUCCCCAAGUUUAUGCCCCACGUAACAUUUGUGCUAUGAUUUUAGCCACAAAGAUCUCAAGAGCAGUAUCGAUUAAUUAGCCGCCUUUUGUAUGGACCUGGCAUGCAGUAAUUUAAUUGCACCCAUAAGAGUUUCUCAUCAUGUGGAUCUGUUCAAGGGCAUGCCCAUCUAAUGACCACCUGAACUUAGGUGCCUUCUUCCUAUGUCUAAUGGCCUUAGUUUUCCUAUUGUUUACUGCCAGCUGAUCUUCUUUUACAGAGUUGCCCAAAUUUGGUUAAUGUUCCUUUAAAGCCUGUUCUGUUCGAGGAGAGCAAGACCAGGUCAUCAGCCCAAAGCAUUUCAGACAAAUUACAAUUUCCAAUUGAAGGGGGAAAGUAGGAAGGGGAAAGCCGUACAGCCAUACCUCGGGUUGAAUGUGCUUCGGGAUGAGCGUGUUUGAGUUGCACUCCGCGGCAACCCGGAAGUAACGGAGUGUGUUACUUGCGGGUUUCGCCGCUUGCGCAUGCGCAGACGCUCAAAAUGACGCCAUGCGCAGAAGCACCGAAACGUGACCCGCGCAGAUGCGCGGACACGGGUUACGUUUGCUUCUAAAUGCGAACGGGGCUCCGGAACGGAUCCUGUUCUCAUCUAGAGGUACCACUGUACCUGGAUUUAAAUAGUUAAUAGUUACUAGAAAUUACGCCAAAAUAUAGCCUUGUUUCAUUCCUUGCUUGAUAAGAAAUGCUCGUGAUAAGGUAAAUAAUUCUCUUGAUGUUGUAACUGAAUAACCAGAGUAUUAUUUUAUCAAUGUUUAUGCUAUAAUCACUCUCUGUUAAAUUAAAGGCUGAUGAACAUGAACAGUGGCUAUAAAAAUGAACUUGUUUGGAUUGUUGGUGUCUUCACAAAUUUGCUGAUAAGUCUGGUCUACAGUACUCCUGCCCUGCAUGAAACCUGCUUGUUUUUUCACAGAUUGUUUCCUAUCCCAUUCUUGUAACUUAUUUAGUUAACUUAUAUAGUUUAGAGACUACAUCUUAUAUAGUUUAGAGAUUACAUCUAAAAGACUGGUAGGUCUGUAGCUCCAGGGCUCUGAGCGAUCACUUUUCUUAAGGAUUGGCAUGGCACAACUAUACGGGAACGCCAUCUUGAAGGAAAGUGACCAGUUGUGUUGCUAAGUUCGCCAGAAUUGGAGACCACCAACUAACAGCUAAAGUCAUGUCUUCCGCUCUGCUCUGAAAGUCAGACCUAUGAAUAAUUGCCUAAACCAGAUGCCUAACUCUGUGUGAGAUCAGGCAGUGAGCCUUCCCGAUGCACAGGGUCAUCAGAGCUUGAGGCAUUCAAACCCACAAAGAUGAAAAACAUCCUCUCCCCUGGUAUGUAGUUGAGCAGCUUUGUGGAAGUCUAGGUCUACUUGCCAAGAAGGUGGCGUCCAGCCCUGAGGAGGAAAAAAACACUAUUUUGCAUGGUGUCUUUCAAAAGUGGUGAGCACUUUGCUCUUAGGUUCUUUUUUGCGUAAAAACAUAAAUUGGGUUUGUGCUAAGUCAGGGUAGUGCUAAGUCAGUAGUUCUGUUGGCGCAAAGAUUUCUCCUUGCACAGCGGAACUUUCCCACUUCUUCUCUCCCCCCCCCCUAAAUCUAUUCUGGAGUUCAUUCAGUCCUCUGGAGCCAGUGUGGAGUAAUGAUUAGGGUGUGGGACUGUGACCUGAGAGAGCAGGGUUCAAAUCCCCACUCAGCCAUGAAGCUCACUGGGUGACUUUGGGCCAGUCAGCAUCUCUUGGCCUAACCUACCUCACAGGGUUGUUGUGAGGAUGAAAUGAGGAGGAGGAGAACCAUCUACACCACCCUGAGCUCCUUGGAAGGUAAAGGGAGUUUAUAAAUGUAAUAAAGAAAGAAAUAAAAUAAAGAUGCAGGGCAGGGAACAUGAGACAUAGAGAGGGAGAUGCCUUGUUGUGCUAACAGUAGUCCUUGAGCUGAUUGGACACUUUAGUUCAGUGGUUCCCCAAGUGGGCAAUAGCACAUACCCACACCCCAGGGAGUGCUAACAGGCAGGGAGGCGCUGGAGGUUUCACUGACUGUCAGACUUCAAAAAACUGGUAUCACCAGAUCAAGUUCAUCAGUUUUGUUAAAUUAAUUAAACUGAAUAGUUUCAAUUGCAUUUUGAAUAAAUGUGCGAUUAAUCAUUGCUGUUCUGAAUUUUCAUUGUCUUGUUACCUUCCUUAGUGGAAUGUGCAAACCGCUAUUCUGAAUCAUGCUUUUUAUAGGGCAGGGGGCAUUGGGGCUGAGUUUACGGAACCAGCCUUCAAAAACAGUUCAGGAAGCCUUUGGUUUCUUUCAUGCAGGAAAACCAAUCUCUGCGUUUUCCUAAAUACUCUGCUUUUCGGUUCCUGUUUAGGACCCUUAAAUCAGGCCAACCUGUGACUCUCAGUGCUGGCUGGAGCUGAUGGAGGUUGGAAGGCAACAACUUCAGGAGGGCCACAGGCUCCCCACCCUUCCUUUGAUUAUUCAAAGACCUGAACCUCUCAUGUAUUAUUUAAUCUUUACCCAUCUCAUCCCAAUACAGUAUUUUUCUGCCCUAACCACCGGAAGACAGGGUGAUUAAUACAUCCUGCACUUACACUUGCAAAUAGCAUCCCUACGGAAUAGCAUCCCUGUAAUCGCCAACUGCCUGCACUUUCUAUAAACAAUCAAAAGAUAUCGUUGAUUCGAAAGGUUUUCUGUUAGGGUUUUAGUCUUGUUCUAAAUGCACUUGCUGUUUUUAACUUGUUUAAAUCACUUUGAGAUGGUGGUUUAGAAACUGACAGAUUGCUCAUGAUUAUGAUAAUAAAAUAUACUACUACCGCUACUAUUAAUGUUAAUAAUGUCCUUUCCUAGAGGCUCAUUUUCUAUGGGAACUUCAAUCAACAGACAGCCUUUGGGUGUUAGUGUAUUAGAGUUAUUUCUUGUCUUGGAGCAUUUUUUUCUGCAUUGGGGUAGCACAGUCUCCUCCACUCCCCAUGGUCAGAUUCACCAUAUUUUUAUUUAAAUCAUAGCAAUCAAUUCUAAAUCUGUCUCUAUGCUUAUAAAUCAGCACACCGAUUUAAUGCAAAAUCUGUAUCUUCUGGUGAAGCAUUUCUUCCUUUUGGGCUGUGAAUCCCGUUCUGCAUAUUUGAAUUUAAAUAUUCACAUGACUUCAUUUCCCUCUUUUUAGGAGAACUUUAGAAUGCUUUUUUUGCCAGAAGCAGCUAAAAUUUCACCUCUAUAGUAUGUACAAGGAUUCACUCCUCCCUUCUUUUUAACCUGAAUAACCCCCAUUGUGAAGACAGUUGUAACAGAAGAACAGUAAGAAGACUUAAACACAUAAUUCCUAACUUGUAAUUUGUGGAGGGAGGCAAUAGCAGCAGCAAUGGGGGUGUGGAAGUGAGACUCAGGUGGCAAUUAAUUAAUUCAGGUAAUAUUAUGCAAUGGAAGCAGGGCAGCAGCGGACUAAGAACACCUAAAACUUAGAAAUAAAUUCCUUGCCCUCCAACCAAGAGCUCAGAGCAGCUGAGAGCACUUGUAGGCUGCAUACUUUUUGCCAUUCAGUUCAUUUUCAUUGUUAAUUAUUACUGUACUAGAGGUUAUUUACAACCAAAAUAUUAAAAAAAAACACCACCCCAUAUUUCCACCCUAUAACUACAGUACAGUUGUAUUUUAUGCAGUGGUUUGGUUCCAGGGGUUCAAUAUGUGCACAAAAAUGUGUACAGUUGUACCUUGGUUUUCAAACAGCUUAGUUCUCAAACAUUUUGGCUCCUGAACGCCGCAAACCCAGACGUGACUGUUCCGGUUUGCGAACUAUUUUUGGAAGCCGAAUGUCCGACACUGCUUCCGAUUGGCUGCAAGAGCUUCCUGUAGCUAAUCGGAAGCUGAGCUUUGGUUUUGGAAGUCGAAAGGGCUUCCGGAACAGAUUCCGUUCGACUUCCAAGGUAUGACUGUAUACUCAACCUUCCUCCAUAUGAGCAUCUCAACUUUCCAGAGUGACUGUGCUGAGAGGGCCCUGCUAAUGUGAAAUCUCCUGGGAUCUCAAAACAGCCCUGUGAGAUCUCGUGAGUGCAUCCCAGAACCAACGUGACAAGCAGGGCCUUGUCCCCCCAAACAAGGCUGAGAGCUGAAAGGAUAUUUUUGCUCCAGGAAAACCUAGUGCAAAAAGAGCUUUGAAGCUCUCCACCUUUAUCUUGCAGAAUUUCAACCCGUCAGUCUUCAGCUGCGUAUGAUUGAAGUCACAUUAGUUCAAUGCCCAUAAGAUGUACACAAAGCAUAGCUAAAAGCGAACAGAAUCCAAAAUGAACCAGUAAUUCAUUUUGCAUAGGGUACUUUGAAAUAAUACUGUGCUCACAAAAUAUCAGCAAAUGUUAACGUUACUGUCCCCCAAAGCAACUCCUUAGCAUUAAUAAUAAUAAGAAGAAGAAGAAGAAGAAGAAGAAGAAGUAUCUGACUUCAGACUAAGAAGACAAAGCUUGCAAAAUAUGUAGGGCAGGGUUCAACUGUUCAAGACUGCAAUGAACUGCUAAGCUAUUAUGUAUUUAUAUUUGGUUCAGGUCAAGCUGAUCUUCUCUCGCCGAUCUUGCCUAAUAAACAGCUGGCUAGUGGUUGUUGUUCCUUCGGCCAAUGGACAGGGCAAGACUGUCCUUUCGCCUCCUUUCUGCAGUCCCAGACCAUCUGUCACGGCUAUGAAUUCAGCAGGGUUGAGUUUGCAUAUAAGACUUAAUGUGGUUCCUGACAAAUUUAAGGGGGCACACGGACCCUUUUCUCUUUGCUGAAACCACACCCACCUCUUCCUUUACUGUUUGGAGGAGAAAUUGAGCCAGUUGUGGUGUGGUAGCUGGAGUGUCGGACUAGGACCUGGGAGACCAGAGUUCAAAUCACCAGUUGGCCAUGAAGCUUACUGGGUGAUCUUGGGCCAGUCACUCCUUGUCAGCUGGACCUACCUUGCAGGGUUGCUCUGAGGAUAAAAUGGGGAGGAGAAAGACUAUGCAUGUCACCUUGAACUCCUUGCAGGAAAGGUGAGUUAUAAAUGAGAUAAUUAGAUCAAUAAUGAAUACAAUAAACUGUGUCUCAUUCUCCCUCGAUUUUUUGGAGUCGGAGGAGUAGCUUCCAUAGACCAGACCAGGCACUAUAUGGUUUUGUGGAAUCCUUUAUGUUUUUCUGACUAGAACCCUGUGAUCCACUAACUGGAACCAGGUCCCAUAUAGUGGCUUUUGCCUGAUGUGCUUUUUUUUAUGUGAUGUGUGUGCUUUGUGUGUGUGCAGGAGCAGAACAUAGAUUUAAGGACCAGGGUUCCUCUGGGCAUUUGCUUAGCCCACAAAUCAUGACUAGGUCACAGAAUCCGCUACUGCUGCUUAGUCUUUAGAUGGUUUGGGCAGGAUUUUUGUCAAUUGAUCAGUCAUUAAUGAUUGAGGGUGUGGGGUUUGUUUAGCCUGGAGAAGAGAAAACUGAUGUUCUAAGACAUGAUAGCCAUAUUCAAUUAUCUGAACGGCUGUCACAUAGGAGAUGGAGCCAGCUUGUUUUCUACUGCUACAGGGGGUAGGACACAAACCAGUGGCUUUGAGUUACAAGAAAGGAGAUUCCAACUAAACAUCAGAAGGAACUUUAUGACAGUCAGAGCUAUUUGAUAGUGGGGUGGACUUACCUUGGAAAGUAGUAGGCUCCUCUUCUUUGAAGGCUUUCAAGCAGAGGUUGGAUGGCCAUCUUGUUAGAGAUUCUUUAGCUAGAUUCUUGCAUUGCAGAGGGUACGACUGGAUGACCUUGUGGUCUCUUCUGACUUUUCAUGAUUCUGUGAUUUAUUAUCCCGUCACAGACCCAGAGCAUACAAAGAAUAGAAAUGUUGAAGAUUAAUUAAAACAUUUCCUUGUUUAAAAUUCAGUAUGAUGCAAAAGAUAAGAUAUGCACAUAUUUAAAAUACUAUAUGAUAUGGAAAAUAAAACAUGAGAUACAAUUUGCAAUUAACAUGAGUGUUUCAUCUUCGGAGACCUUUCAGCUGAGAAGCAAAACUUGGUCAUUAACGUUGGUAUUCUUUUUAUCCGCCAAGAAAUAUUCCAUUCCUGGGUCUUGCCAGAGUGUUUCUUCAUAAGGGACAAAAGCUUUUUGUUGCUUGGAGAUCUGUUGGUAGAUCCCAAUCUACCUUCUGUCCUGUCCUACCAUAUAUAGUGGUCAUCUGCAUGUGUUCUAGUCGCAUCUUGUGGUGUUAGGGAUAAUCCUUGUUGAAGGUACCUCCAUUGUUAAUCCUCUUCUUGUACUUAAGGGAAAUUCAAAUAUCUCUUUUUGUAAUGUUUAUUUCCCAAUAAACUGAGUCCCUUCCUCCAACUCCUUAGAAUCUGCAUCUCGGAGUGGCAGAUGUCUGUCAUAUCUCUCUGGCACGCAUAGAUGUGUGUAAAUGGACAUGCAUGAUCUCAGAAUGCCAGAUUGCUGUUUGCUGUGGACUAGCAUACCCAGUCCCCCCCCCCUGCCUGGACAACUGUCUGUCCAGAUAAGUAAAUUUAUUAGACAGACAGGCAGUCUUUGAGUAGCAUCUCUUCUAGACGUAGAAUCUCUAUUGUGAGAUUCAAACCCUCUUGCAUGUGAUUUUUAAAAAUAUUUUUUAAAAGAACGAAGUUACCAGGGGGCAUUUACCAGCACACAUUGCUUCAAAUGCCACGGUAGGACAGACUAUUCUAAGAUAAAAUGGAAACCCUCUUAGAAUCAUAGAGUUGGAAGGGACCCUGAGGGUCAUCUAGUCCAACCCCCUGCAAUGCAGGAAUAUGCAGCUGUCCCAUGCAGGGAUCAUACCUGAAACCUUGCUGUUACUAGCACUACACUCUUGUCAGCUCUAACCAACUGAGCUAUCCUGUCUUGCAAGGUCUCUGUUCCCAAUGCUGUUUAACAUCUCCAAGGGCUCACAAGGCCUCAGACGUGAAUUCUGGUGCUUCAUGAGGCACCGGAAGUUGUGUUGGGGGUCCAGCAAUGUGGGUUCUGAGCACCCACAACAAAAUUUUUGUGGGUGCUCAGGCUCCUGGGGCCCCCUAUAGUUGGCACCCCUGACCUGAUCCAGCAGGGCUUUUCUUGUGUUAAGCAGACAAUAUGCUAGCAGGUGAUUUCUGGUGUUGUUGACAGAGAGCAUCUAACACGUGGGCUGGUGUGAGCUGCUCUUGCUAACCAGUUUGUUACCAGGUGAAAUUCAAGGUGGUGAAGCUCUGCUUUUAACCUGAGCAUUGAUUGCUGAAGGUGUGUCUUCUUCCAUAUGAGACCUUCCCAUUCUUUAAGAACUUGCUUAGAUUAUUUUCUUUGUAUGCUGGUGGUCAUUGUGUGAAGAGGGCUUCCUUGAUGGCGGCCUACAGAUUACAGAACCAGUGGCCUAUUCAUUCAUUCAUUCAUUCAUAGCAUUUCUACCCUGUUCUUUAGCUGAAAGGACUUCCAGAACUGCUAAUGAAAAUGAGUAGUAAGGCAGCCUUUGUCCUUAGGUUUACAUUCCUAAAGUUAAGGUUCUUGUAACGGACAGCUGGUAUGGAGAGUUCAGGAAGCCUGAUGGAAUGAUUGCUGCUGGGUAGCAAUUGAGGGAGCACAUAUGUCUUUUUCUGUACCCUAACGGAAUGGCAUCCAGCAGAUUCAGGGCUGUGUCUCUUCAAAGGAAACUGUAAACAAGCUUUUAAUGUUUGCCACAUCUUUUGGGAGAGGGAAUGCUCACUGUCUCCUUUACAUAGUUGUAUUGAUGUUUUCACUGCAUUUUAUUUUUUUAAUUAUUAUUCUCCAUCUGGAGAACAGCAGGCAAAAUAUUUUUCACAAAUAUAUAUAAAUGCAGAAUGCAGCAGGUAAGAAAUUUUUGGGAGGUUCAGACAUUGAACCUUAACAUGAGAACAAAGGUUUUUGCAGUGGGGCACUUUGAUCACUCUUUUCCCCUGUGGUGUGCUAGAAGGAAUUUUCUAAACCAGCCUCAAAAUUUUUUAUUUGCUUCUGAAAUGGUUAUGCUUUCAGGCUAAUUUGUAUUUGAUGGAAGAUUAAUAUACAGUAUCUGGGCCAAACAAGCAUCUAGUUCUCACUGAGGUUGUCAGUCAGUACCAACUGACUGUACCAAUUCAGACUGCACAUGGAGACCCAUGUGAUUGACAGUUCCUGCAUGUCAGGAAAAAAGGACAAAGUCCUAAACAUUAAAAAUGAGUUCUCUAGGUUGAAGGCUUUUUGCAUGACCUGCUAACUCUUCAUACGUAGGAACCAUUUUUGGUCAGGUACAAUUCCAUGGUCAGAAUCUUCACCUGCAAUCUGAAGUGGUACAGUGCAGGUUCUAGGUCAGACUACAAUGCCCACCGGCCCCUCCAGGCCAGACUACAACUCCCAGCAAUCCCUGCAGGCUGGACUACAACUCCCAUCACCCCCUGCAUCAUAUGGCCAGGCUGUAGAGGCCUUGACCGCACACCCAUCUCUGUUCAUAUGACUUUGUCUCUUUGCCAGAUCAGCCCAAGUGAGCCACUGGUGUUUGUUGGUCUUUGCAGGCAGAACCCGGAGCACCAGCUGCAGCAGAGGCCUCCUCACCACCACAGCCCAACGUCUUCACUCACCUCCUUGGGCUCCAUGACGCUCCUGCAGUCGCUGCCUCCCUCCAGGGUGUCUCCUUCCCAGCCUCCAAACACUCCUGUCCAAGGAGACCCUUUCUCCCAGCAACGGACCCAGCAGCUCUAUCUGCCCAGCCAUGUCCACCAGGGAGAGCUUUACCGGCUCUGCCAGCCUGUGGUUGGGCAGCCACAGCAGCAUUUCCAGCAGCAGCAGCAGAUGCAAAUGCAGCAGCAACAUCAUCAGCAUCAGCAAGGGGACUCCUACUCGGCCCUCAGCAGGCCCCAGCCAACCCCUUCCCCAUACCAGCAGAUGCCUGUCGACCCUUUCGCCAUUGUCUCCAGGGCCCAGCAGAUGGUGGAGAUCCUCUCUGAUGAGAACAGAGCUUUGCGCCAGGAGCUGGAAGGAUGCUAUGAGAAAGUAGCCAGGCUCCAAAAGGUAAGAGCUGGUGGAACCUCCCCAUCCCACCCCCAUUUAGUAUUUCAUUCUUAGGAGUGUAAGAAGCACCCUUCAGACCGCUGCCCUGCCAAGUCCAGGAUCCUGUUCUCACAGCGGCCAGCCAGAUGCCUGUAUGGAAUCUGUAGGCCGGGCCUGAGCACAAGAGCCCUCUCCUGUCCUGCAGUUUCCAUCAACAGCAUUGUUGCCUCUGACCGCAGAGGCCAAGUGCAGUCUCCAUCAUGGCUAGUAGCCGUUGAUAGCUUUAUCCUCCAUGAUUUUGCCCAUUCCUCUUUCUAAGCCAUCCAAGUUGUUGUCCCUCACUGCCUCCUGUGGGAGGGAGUUCCACAGUUUAACUAUGCGCUGAGUGAAGAAGUACUUUCUUUUAUCUGUCCAACAUUCUUCCAACAUUCAGCUUCAUCAGAUAUCAGCAAGUUCUAGUUUUAUGAGACAGGGAGGAAAACGAUUCUCUAUCCACUUUCUCCAGGCCAUGCAUAAUUUUAUGAACUCCUAUUGUUUGGCCUCUUAUUCGCCUUUGCUCUGAACUGAGAAGUCCCAAACGUUGCCACCUUUCCUCAUAGGGGAGUGAUGGCAUUCCCUUCAUCACUUUGAUUGCUCUUUUCUGAAGCCAGAGAUCACCAUGGUUGUUGUGUGCAAGCAUCUACUGGGAGCACCUUUUCAUGGUUUAGCCUGUAUGUAUACUGUUGGACCACAUUUGCUUUUACGUACAUCUGCUGCUGUCUUGCUUAUGGCUUCAGAAGACCCUUGCCCAGUGGCUGAGACCUGCUUUGUACAGAAAGAGUCCUGGCUUCAGCCCCCAGCAGCAUCUCUAGAGAGGCCUGGGCAAGUCUGGCCUGAAUCCUUGGAGAACAACUUCCAGUCAACGUGCAUCAUAACACUUGAGCCACGUUGACCAAGAAGGCAGCUUCCUAUUGCACAUGUCCUAGAAAUUGUGGCUUUUGUUGAAACACCUCUCAUUGACCCACAAAACUUUGCAUUCUUUGGAAAGGUGGAGGAGACUCAUUUCAUAGAAUUGUAGAGUUGGAAGGGACCCUGGGGUCAUCUAGUCCAACCCCAUGCAAUGCAGAAUCUCAACUAAAGCCUCCAUGACAGAUGGCUAUCCAACCUCUGCUUAAAAAUCUCCAAGGAAGGAGAGUCCACUACCUUCUGAGGGAGUCUGUUUCACUAUUGAGCAGCUCCUACCACGAGAAAGUUCUUCCUGAUGUUUAGUCAGAAUCUUGAAGCCAUUCUCUCGGGAGCAGGAGAAAACAAGCUUACUCCAUCUUUCAUGGGACAGCCUUUUAGGUAUUUGAAGAUGGCUUGUGGGCAUCCAGUGAAGCUGAAUGUUGGAAGAUUCAGGGCAGACGAAAGAAAAGACUUCUACACGGCACAGAGUUAAACUACGGAACUUGCUCCCACAGGAGGCAGUGAUGGACACCAACUUGGAUGGCUUUAACAGAGGUUUAGACAAAGGAUGGAGGAGAGGGCGACUGAUGGCUACUAGCCAGGGUGUCAUGCUCUGCCCUCCACAGUUGGAGGCAGUAAUGCUUCUGAAUACCAGUUGCUGGAAACCACAGAAGGGGAGAGGGCUCUUGCUUGUGGGCUUCCUUUUGAGGCAUCUGGUUGACCACUGUGAGAACGGGAUGCCUAACUAGAUGGACCACUUGUCUGAUCCAUUGGUCAACCUAACUCAGUAUUGUCCACACUGACUGGCAGCAACUCUCCAGGAUUUCAGACACGGGGUCUCUACCAGUCCUACCUGGAGAUGCUGGGGCUUGAACCUGGGACCUUUUGCAUGUAAAGCAGGUGCUCUGAUCAUUGAGCUAUGGCCCUCCUUCUCCCAUCCAAUUUUCUCAGGACCAGACCUGCUUGCUUCAGUACCAGAACAGUAUCAUGUGCCUUUGGCUCACUGAGUGAAAGGUGUUCUGUUUGCAGCAUGGUUGUGAUCUGCGUUCUUUUGCAUGAGGUCUAGUCAUUCAUUCGCCCACUACCACCAGAAAGCCUGUAUAUGUUCAUGCUAAAUACUGUUAUAUAGUGGAUAGGUAGAUAGGUAGAUGAUGAUAGAUAUAGAUAGAUGAUAGAUAGAUAGAUAGAUAGAUAGAUAGAUAGAUAGAUGAUAGAUAGAUAGGAUAGAAAAUGCAUGCAUAGUUUUCUUUUCUUGUUUGCUCCAGCUGGAAACAGAAAUUCAGCAAGUUUCAGAAGCCUACAAUAACCUGGAAAAGUCUUCCACAAAGCGGGAGACUCUGGAGAAGACCAUGAGGAACAAGCUGGAAGGAGAGAUACGAAGGCUGCAUGACUUCAAUAGAGACCUCAGAGGUAAAUUUCUGUUUAUACAUGAGUUUAUACAUGAGGCUUCCCUGGGCUUGGAGUUGCUGGGCUCCAGCUCCCAUCAGCCCCUGCCAGCAAAGCUAGUGGUCAAGGAUGAUAGGAGUUGCAGUCCAGCAACACAUUAUGCCAAUGUCGUUUUCUUCCAGGUACAGGUGUUCCAGUUAGAGCCAUGGCUAUUGUGCAGGCUAAUAAAAAUCACCUUUGGCCACUAAGACUACCAGCAUUUCUCCAGACAGAUGGUUCCAGAAGUGCACACACAGGCAUUAAAAAGACAUUUAAAAUACUCUACGUGUUAGCACUGAUAGCUGAUGACUGACUAAUGUAUGUAAUUAAGAUUAGUACCAUGAUAGAAAGAUUUUUGCUUCUAAUGCCACACUAUUUAUUUGCCUUGUAAAUAAUUUUUAUUGGCUUACAAGUCUUAGCACGCCUCACCUUACAACAUCUCUGUGUAGUAACUUGGACUGGGAAAACAUUGAUAUCGUGCUCGCCUGCGAAACUUGCUGUAUGGCAACUCUGAAGUCUCUGAGAACUCACUCAUUCAUUCAUUUUAUAUCCCACCUUCUUUCCCCCACAAGGAGCUCAAGGUGCUAUACAUAGUUCUUCUCUGGCUCAUUUAAUCCACACGACAACCCUGUGAGGUUGGUUAGAUUGAGAGACAAUGACUUAGCCCAAAGUCACCCAGUGAGCUUCAUGGUUGAGCGGGGAUUUGAACCCCGGUCUCCUAGGUCCUAGUCCGACACUCUAACCCCUACUCCACACAGGCACUCUGUUCUGCUGAGAGCGUGUGACGAACUCCAGGUUGUCUGAUAGGCUUCACAGCUCAAGGGAGAUUUCUACCCAAGUGCAGCAUUCUCUGUCUUCUCACUCUGUUGUAGCAACACAGAUGUUGAAUUGUGCCAUUGUGGCAGUUUGCCAUACCUAAAAGCUCUCUAGCCUGUUUUGAGAAAUUCUAUGCUUAAAACUUAUAUUUAUUUAUAGCUUUUUCUAACUACACCCUUCAGCGGAAAAGAAGUCUUGGAGGGUGAUUUACAGAUCAGUUGUAGAAAGAAAGAAAGAAAGAAAGAAAGAAAGAAAGAAAGAAAGAAAGAAAGAAAGACUGUCACUGUCCUCAGGCACACCAUCUAAAAGACACAGCAGAAAAGGCAAAUGAGUGGGGAAGGAGGAGAAAAUAAGCAAACUCAGAUACCAGAAGAGAUCUUCUAAUGAGCUGCUGAGAUAUAAACAGUUCAAGGAGGAGGAAGGGCUAAUAACAGCUGGUUUCUCAGGUGCUCCAGUAAAGUGACCCUGCACCUCUCCUCCUCUCCCACUGCCCCCUCACCACCCCUGGUUGCCUGACACCCCUGGUUGCCUGACGGCUGUGGCACUUAUUUCUUCAGCCAUGAGAACCAGCCUCCAUUGUGGCCAGUAGCCAUUGAUAGCUUUACCAUCCGUGAAUUUAUCCAGUCAUCUUUUAUUGCUAUCCACCUCACUGCAACUUGGUAUCAGCUCCAGCUGGAGCACCAGACUGAUUGAGGAAGCUUGGUGUUAGAAAAACGUACAGUAUGCUGGCUGCAAUUAGCUGUGCGGAUUCUGUAAAAUGUAUUUAUCCUCUCUUCUGCAGAGCGUAUGGAAACAGCCAACAAGCAGCUUGCGGAGAAGGAAGGCUCUGAGGAUAACAAGAAAACCAUCUGCCAGCUCUUUGCACAAAGUGAGUCUGAAUUUCUCCUUUAAUAUGGUUGAGGCCUGUUGCAAAGGUGGGCUUGAAGUGACAGCUGUUCAGAAAUCACUAGGGCAAGCAGUGGGUAGGCUUGGGAAUGGCUCAGCAAAGCAUAAGAUGGUGAGAUGCUGGCAGUGUCUGCUUGCAUCUUAAAAAAAAAAUAGGCGCAAUCAGUGCUGCUCAUAGUAAUGAGCAGUUUCUCUUUCCCACCCUUUACUCACUACAGUUCUUGACUUCCACACGUUCACACUUCCCCUGAACAUUUAUUUGUCUACCCCUUGGUUCUCCCCCACAUUACCGCUACCUUUCCUAAAUUGCACUGGAUAUAGUUCUAUAGUGCAGAAUAAAGCGAGAGAUUAUAGGACUCUCCCAGCUCUUCCUGGAGAUGCCAGCAGGAAUUUCAUUUCUGGCUCAUUGAACUGAUGCAAAGGGAGCAAUUUACUAAGCCUUCCCUACAUGAGCGAACCCAUUUUUUUUGCUGCAAAGAAGCAUUAAAAUUGAGCUACAAGCCACAGGCAAGUACACACAAGCUGCUUUCUCCUGAGGUGGAACACUGGUCCAUCUAGCUCAGUAUUGUCAACACUGACUGAUAGUGGCCCUCCAGGCUUCCAGACAUGGAGCAUGCCCAGACCUUGCAGGAGAUGCUGGGGAUUGAACCACGCUCAGAGCGGAUGCUCUACCACUGAGCUAUAGUGUUAACACCUAGAGGUUUGCUUGCAAUAGAAGACAAGUGGAGCACUCCACUUGUCUUUCUCCAGGCACCUCUGAAGUGCAGGGUCCUUGAGACUGAAUAUAAAUCCAACGUGUAGCCACUUGGGUGAAACUAGGCCAAUCCAGACAGGAGAGCAGGAUGGAUGGUGGUGCUGGUGUUUCCUCUGAGGAAGAACUAUACUAUGCCGCUGCUUUGCUAGUGUGUGUAGAGUUAGCCUUGGGUUACAAACCCUGCCUGGAGGAGCAGAUGGAUUAUAGUAAAAACCAAUGUUACAGGUUCUUACGACAUUUCCGCUGGGCUGAAAUGUAUCGGGACUUAAGCAAGGUAAAUACUGAUUUAUUGUUCUCAGAGCUCCACCCAGUAGACAGCACCUAACUGUGUUGCCGUUGCAUUAAAAUUAAAAUUGCGAUUUAAAAAAUUGUUAUUUCAUGAUAGGAUUACUAGAAUGUGGUCUAUGUGGGGCUUGAUCCAAAAGCUGCAGUUAGUGCAGAAUGCUGUGGCACAAUUAGUGAUGGGAGUGAGACCCUGUCAGCAUAUAAACCCUCUGCUUCAGAGACCUCCACUGGUUACUGAUUUGCUAUCAGUCCAAGUUCAAGGUGUUACUAUUAAUAUAUAGGGGGGCCCUUAACAACUCAGACCAGUUGACCUACGAGAUCACCUUACCCCAUAAAUGUCCACUCAGCCACUUUGAUCAACAGAACAGGCACUUAAAUCACAUUCCACAUUUGUGAGAAAUAGCUCCCAGCCAGGACUUUGCUACACUCUUUUUGGUACCUACUCAAAGCAUUUUUGUGUAGACAAGCCUACCCAGGAAUGCAGAAUGCUGAGAUGUUCUUCAGUCUGGUUUUUAGCAUACAGGCGUACCUUGGCUCCCGAACGCCUUGGGAGUCAAACGUUCCGGCUCCUGAAUAAUCAAAAACCAGAAGUGAGUGUCCUGGUUUUCAAACGUUCUUUUGGAAGCCGAACAUCCGAUGGGGCUUCCACAGCUUCUGAUUGGUUCUGGAGCUUCCUGCAGCCAAUCAGAAGCCACACUUUGGAAGUCGAACAUUUUGUAUGUUGAACGGACAUCUGGAGCAGAUUCUGUUCAACUUCCAAGGUAUGACUGUAUUGUUGAUUUCAAUUAUAUUUGAAAGUUUUAAAUUGUUGGGCUGUUUAAUGUUUUGGGGUUUUUUUUGCUCAGUAGCGUCCACAUUACUGUCUACAUUUACUGGUAGCAACUUUCCAGGAUUUUAGACAAGAUUCCAGCCCUUCCUGGAGUUUCUGCGAAUUGAACCCAGGACCUUGUGCUUGCAAAGCAAGUGCAGUGCCACCGAGCUAUGGUUCUUCCCUGGCCAGUGGCUGCUAGGCUGCCCCUGAGCCCAGCCAUCAUGACUAUCACUGAAUGCUAGCUGCAAGGGAGUGACUACCGGGGGGGCGGGGGACUUUUUCUUUCAUGCCCCUGUUUGUGGACUUUCUGGAAGCAUCUGACUGGCCAUUGUAGGUAGAGCCAGGACCUGUUGGGAUAAGAAUCUAGGAAGACCCCUGCUGGAGCAGACCCAAGGCUUGUCUUGCACCAGCAUCCAUCUUCCUCCGGUUUGCUCCUGAAACAUAAUUGGUUUUGAAAGGGGAAAAUGCUGUAGAUACUCCUUAACGCCAGCGCCUGCAAUCUUUUUAAUUACUGAUGGAUAUUCCAGUGCUAACUGAAUGAGAUGCACCAUCCCAUUCCAAAUCGGUAGGGUGUGAAAAUACUUCACAUCUAUAGGGUCGCUUUUAUAACAUUUAUAAACAGAGCCCUACCACUAAAAUCUCAAUGUGAAUACAGUGUAAAAUUCUGUGUGUGAUUAUCUUCUGCUUCCAUUCUCUCCACACCUGCAAGACUGGCACUGCUUAGCCUGUCUGCUGGCUGGAUAAAAUCUGGUUCUGUUAACAAAAUGACUUGGUGUAAUUCCUUAGGCAUGGGAUGAUGCCGCGGCUUGGAAUGUGCUUUCUCCUGUGUUGUCAGGGCUGGAUGUAUUUUAUUCAAGAGGUGUGUAUUCUGCAGCUGAGUCAGUGUUGGCAUCCAACUGGUAGAAUGCUGAGAACCACAGCAGCUCCACAAAAAGCAGCACCCUUGGUGAAUUCAUUCUUCAUUUCUGCCGCGCCACCUCAUGCCUUAGGCAUGCCUGGAUUAUCCUGUUUUGUUUUUUAACAUAGUAACCCGUAAAAUGGGUCUUGUUUGGACACCUCACUGCAGAGGUUCCAGAUAGUUCAUUCUUUGUAGAACACUUCUUGUUGGAUUAAAGCAAGCAGCAAAUCCAUUCCAUUUGGGAUUUAUCUCGUGUGUGUGUGUGUGUGUGUGUGUGUGUGUGUGUGUGCGCGCCUGCUUCAGCCAAAUCAAAUGUCCUUAGUUGAAGUCCAAUUUACACAAUUCCCUUGUGUGGGGAAAGACUCCCUUCUCUCCCUCCAAUUACCCAACCCAAAUCACACUAGGCAUAUUGUGUGGAAGUCAUCCAAAUCCUAAAUCACUAGCACAAAACGUUGUUUUUGCACACCAGAAUUGACUUUCCUUAACACGAACAAGGAAUUGCACAGUUAGGAUCUGUUUGCAUGGGUGUUGUCUGUCUCAUUUGUAGCAAACUCCACUGUGGAGUUCAUGUAGCUAAGGAAUGGGGCGAAGGCUGGACUUGACCAAAGCAGUCAGAUAAUCUUCCUGGGAAUUAGGUGUGCGAAAUCACUCCUGCUAGCAGUAUAUUGUCCUUUUCUGUACACGGUGAGGCACUGAAUUCGACAUCUGCUGCAAGGCCUACAAUUUUUGAAGCUGUUAAUAUAUAAAACACAGGUGGACAAACAUCAGGCUUGCAGAAUCGUAAUUUGUUUUUUUACUAGAACUUGAGAUCCACCAGUGUCAAGGCCUGUCACAUGGUUGUAGCAGGGAUAAAGGUGUCAGGGGGGAACCAUGCCAACUGCCUUGCACUCCUUGGAGGAAAGGUAGAAUGAGGAAGGGUGACACGCAUUUUAAAAGAAACAGAGAUUUUAAAUGGAUUUCCCAGAAGACGACUCAAUCUUUCUCCUUGCCCUUCUGCCCAUUUUCUUAAAAAGUUUUCCUUCCACUCCCCCUUUAUUCGGACAGACAAAGAAACCCAGAGGGAGAAGGAGAAGCUAGAGAUCGAGCUGGCUGGAGUUCGCUCUGCUAAUGAGGAACAGAGGAGGCACAUUGAAAUUCGCGACCAGGCUUUGAACAAUGCUCAGGCCAAAGUGGUGAAACUGGAAGAAGAGGUAAGGCCCCAUUCCCCAGCUCAGAGGAGCUGCUGGAGGUUCUCAUCACAUGUUCAGUCUGUUUCUUGUUUCACACUUUUGUGUUUGCAUUCUGCCAUCUACAUUGACUUUUAAUGGAAAAGCAAAGAAAGUCAUAUCAAGUUGCGCAGUAGCGUAAGUGAUUCUUAUUAAUCCAUACAAAUUAUCCAGAUGCCCAUCAUAUAAUGUCCUGGGGGCAGCACAAAAGCUUUUUUUAUCUAUCUCAAGAGAAUCAUGAAAGAAUAUAGUUAAAGCUGUAUUGCUCAGUUUAGUCAUAUCUGCAAAGGUCCCUUGGAGAGUUUAGAAAGUUUGGAAAUUGGCCUUAAAAACAAAACAUUUUGAAAAGGAAAACCUCCACUGCUUUCAUCUCAGAUAAGUGAGAUCCCAUCAUCUCUGUGGACAACUGUCAUAUUUUUAGCCAACCUGCGUUUGUGCUUAAAGCUCUUGCAAAGGGCCAGGUUGGUGCUUUUCAUUCCUCUUGCAAAUUAAUGUGGAUGCUUUUCUAUGAAUGUGCAUCAGUUAAACUUACAAGAUCUGCACUGCUAAAAGGCAGUAAGAAUGGAAUGUCCUUAAGGAUGCCAGCUUGACUGCCGGACCCCCUUUCUUCAAACGCUCACUGAGCAUUAUUAAGGAAACCAAAAUCCCUAAAAGACUUGCCCUUUUCUUUUUUACUGUAAUUUUCCAAGACACCAUUGUGUGAAGGGUGUUUGAGUUCUGAAAAGAAGAACUAGGCCUAUGAUUUUAGCACUGACUGGUUAUCAAGCUAUUAUAGGUGGCUUGGCCAGAUCCUUUGUGUGCUUAGUCCACAUUUCUGAGCCCGUAAUGGUAAAUAAUUUCCAAUCUAGCCUUACGAAAGAGGAAGGAUUUUGCCAAGUGGUGUUCUUGGCAUGUGUAGAUAAUUGAGUGUGUGUGUGUGUGUGUGUGUGUGUGUGUGUGUGUUAUUCACGCUGCUUCUUCACUUUUCUUGCUCCCUUGACUCUCCUCUGCUUGCUUAACCUUUUCCAGACUCCUUUUUAAGAGGAUGAUUAGGCAUAGUAUUGUGAAGGCUGUUUUUAUGCGUCCAGUUGGGCCUCUGAGCUCGCUUUUGGAAAUAAAGUAGAGUGGGGUGGCUUCAUUCCUGAUGCCCAGAUAACAAAAUUGGACGGUGGCAUGCUUAUUCUUCAGUGCAUCUGAGACAGCAGGAUUUCAGUCUUUGCGCAGCUGGGUUUUUGGGGAAUAAAAUGGGGAACUGUGCUCUCCUCCUUUCUCUUGUUUUUUUUCUUUCCGUGCUUCCAAAAGUAGCAAUGGGGGGGGCGGGGGGCUUGUAGAUGGGGUGGGCUACAUCAGCUCAUUGUGCAGGUGGGGGAACUGGGCUGGCCAGGGACUGAUGGCUGUUGUGGUCCAGGGUAUCUUGGGGGCACCAGGGUGACCAAGGCUGUAAAAGAAAAGAAAAGAAAGAAACCCUCAUGCAAUGGAAUGCUGGUGCUAUUGUGUUUUCAGUACAAAUGAUGGAGGAUGGUCGCAGCUGCUAGAUUAUCUGAUUUCAGAGCAGCUGCAUUAAAAACAUAAGAACCUGCUGGAUCAGACCCGUGGCCCACCUAGUACAGCAUCCUGUUCUCCUAAACAGUUGCCUGUGGGAAACCAGCAAGCAGGAUUCAGGGACAAGACCACUCCCUACUCCUGCAGUUUCCAGCAACUCAGAAGCAUUCCAGAUACUCAGAAACAUUGCUGCCUCCAGCUGUAGAGGCAGAGCACAGCCAUUGUUGCUGGUAGCCCUCUCCUCCUUCAUGAAUUUGCCCUAAUCCCCUUUUAAAGCCGCCUUGGUUGUCUUCCCAUCUCCUUUGAAGAGAGGGGUUGUUUUCUGUGACUGCGCCCUGGAAGUCUUCUCUCACCCAGAUUUUAAUAGGAGCUGGAGAAGGAUUCAUCUCUGUUACGAGACAAACAUUGCCAAGCGUCUUGGGACUCAUUCCCAAACUGUGGCAGCUCUAGAGUUAUGGCUGAAUGAUUGCUUGGAAUUUUUGACCCGCUGGGAAGACAUCUUGUGCUUUGGGUCACUAUGCAGAAUAUGCACCAAAAGAAUUUUUGAAAAUAAGGGAAGGUUUCUUGAUCAGCAUCAACAGGGAUAAUAUGGCCAUUUUCUAAUUUACUUUCUUUCCACCGAAUAACUAUUGUGGUGAUCAAAUCCAAGCUGCUAAUAGUAUUUGUUUCAAAGUAUACUUUUCAGAUUCUGGUUUUCUCCGAUUGUCUGCAGUUGUUGUAGCCAAACUUUUCCCUUUGUUAUAUGGGAAGAUAUGAAUUCCGUUUCUUUCAUCAAAUUCCUUAAAAUAAAAAAUAUUUUUAUCAAAGUUUUUCACAAUACAAUAAGAUAGCCACUACUAUAACUACAAGCAGAAUAUAGAUUCCUCCCCCAAAGGCAAUUAUCAGCCCCGCCCCCAAAGGCAGUUAUCAGCCCCGCCCCCAACAUAUCAGUCCCUCUCAUCUCUCACCUGGGAUCCUUCCUUUCUCCUUCCAGCCACUCACCCUGGGAGGAGGGGCAACACUUCCCUGUCUCCCACCCAGGGUCCUCCAUGAACCAUCCACCACCCACAGGAAUACUUAAUUCCCUGGACCUUAACAAAGGCCCCAAGCAUAGGAUUCCAAAGAAAAAAUAGAAACAGAGAGAGAGAGAGAGAGAGAGAGAAAGAAAGAAAGAAAGAAAGAAAGAAAGAAAGAAAAGAUUAAAGAUAGAUAAAACGGGCUUCCAAUUUUCCAUUUGCCAAUUACAUUUAAAAGAAAUAAUCAUUCAAUCCAUGAUAACAUCCAUCUUCUCCACUUUCUGUUAAACAGUAUUUCUUUUAAGUCAAAGCGUCUCAGAAUCAUUCUUUUCUUUUCCCCCACCAAAGUCCAAGUCGGGUUCCCAGAUUAUUAUUAUUGGUAAAUAUCAACCAAGUUUUUUCUUUAAUAUUAACUUUACCUCCAUUAAUUCCCACCACCAGUUUCCCCUUUGUUCUUAGAGACAGGAAGUGGCCGUUACAAGUUUUCUGAUUGUAAAUUUUAAUCAGCAGAGAAAUCUCUGUAAUUUGCAUUUUUCUUGUCCCAGAAGUAUUUAAGAAAGAGAGGAUGCGGGUUUUCUUACCCCCAGAGGGUUGUUACGUGGCGUUUGGGCACAAUGUCAGCUCCUCAGCUUGCUGUCUCAUUCUGUCACCCAUCCAAGCCCCCAGGUGCAGGAAGCAGAGAACAGCCUUGAUCAAAGCGUUUGAGGUUUCUCCUAUUUGAUCGCUCUUAUCUCACAAAAUGAUUUAAUAGUCAGACCAUCUGUCUUACUAUCAUCAAUCACCACAUAGUUAUCUUCUGUCAGCGGAACUGAUAGAGAAGGUCAGUCCGCUAUUCCUUCUCUCGGAAGCACGGGGUGGGGGGGAUAUCACCAGAUCAAAUUCCAGUUUCCGUGGAGGCUUUGGGGGGGGGGCGGUUGUGUGUUUUUUGGUGGUGUGUGUGUGAUUAUUUUAUUCCCUGCCUCAAGUGCAAUAUGGUUGAUGUGCUCACCCAAGAAUAUUCCUUUUACUCAUCUUUUUCCCCAUUUAUUGCAUUUAUAUCCCAACUUUCCCUCCAAGGAGCUCAAGGUGGCAUACACGGCUCUCCCCCCCCCCAUCCCCAUUUAAUCUGCACAACAACCCUGUGAGGUAGGUUAGGCUGAAAGGCAGUGAUUUGCCCCAAGGUCACCCAGUGAGCUUCAUAGCUAAUAGUGGGGAACUGAACCCUGGAUUCCCAGGUCUUAGUGCAACACUCUAUGACUAGAACACCAUAGAUAUAACAUGUCUGUCUAUAGUGUGUUUGUGUUUCAAGGGCCCAUGCAUAUGCAGUGCCACAGAAAUUGCUGGGUUGUUUUUAUACUGUUUUAAAAAAAACAAAAACACCAAAAAAACAUUUUGGUCUGUGAGUAAUUUUCCAGAGGUGCUCUUUGAGGGUUAUAACUUAUUUUAAAAUAAGCAAACAGAAAGUGGGAAAGAACUGACCAGAUGGGUUUGGCUUGAGUUGCUGUUGAGGCACGGUGGCGCUUCGUGACGUCUGGUUCUCAAAGGUUCUGUGCAACAACUCAGCAAUGCUCAAACCCCUCCCAUUCAGAAUACAGGUUUAUUCACUAAUCAAAAGAUAAGCAAGUACAUACGUACAAGAGAAGGAACAUACAAGAGAAAUAACUCAAGAUGUAGCAUUAUUAUUGAAGGGGGAAAAGAAACCGGAAACUUUCUAUGCCAGUUGGUGGCUAUUCAUUACGUAUGUAUCCAGAAUGUGUUGGCUGCAUCAGUACAGAUCUGACUUCCUGAUUGCUUUCCCUUUGUUAAAGGUAUGUUCGUGCGUGUCCUUUCUCCUUCAGGUUUCAGAGACAAUGAUGAUUUGAUGCAGAAGAUCCCUGUUGUAGAAAUGGCAAAAAUAGAUGCUAAACAAACAUGAGUGAUGAUCAUGCAAUAGAAUAUGAAGGAGGCAGUGGGAGACUUUUGCAUUUUUUCUUUGUAUGGAUAUAAUUGUGUCCAUUUAAUGUAUAUUAAUGCAAAAUCAAUAAAAAGAUUUGGAAUGAGGAGAGAGAAGUAAUGCUAGACCAAAGCACUUGGCUGAUGAAAUACUUUUCAGCCAAAGCAGGCAUCUCCUUGAAGCAAAAUUAUUUCUGCUCUUGGAGUGAAAGCGCUCACCGUUUGGAGAGGCCUGUGACGUUUAGCUGGCUCGAAUCAAUUACUUUAGUUGGUUUAAGAAGGGUUUGAUCAAUUAAAAGUGUGUCUGCAAUGAACAUCAGUUUACAAAAAAGAUAAAACAAUUAAAUUAGCAAUGCAAAAAAUCAACACCAUAAUUUAGAAUUUUCAGAAAGUUAAAAUAGCAAUAGACUAAGAACAGAUUAAAACAUGUCAAGUUUUAAUGUCAAGUUUCUAAGCAGUUGGGUAGGCCUAUCUGAAUAAUAAUGUUUAGCAGGUGCCAAAAAUCACUGUGAAGGCGCCUGCCUGAUGUCAAUAGGCAGGGAGUUCCAAGGUGUAGGUGCUGCCAUACUAAAUUGUUUGAAUUGUUGUCAUCUGUUCUGGGACAUCUUGGUGGUGGUGGUGGUGAUCAUCAUUAUUAAUGAUGUUUUAGACUGCAAUUCUCAUCAGCCCCAGAUAGGAUAGCUGUGCUCCCAUCACCAACCCCACCAACAUAGGACUGUCCUGGCUGGGGAUGAUGGGAACUGUAGUCCAAACCACCUUGCAAACUCCCCAGCUGGUCAGUGGGUGUGAGAACAGAGUCCUGGGCCUUUGACCUGACCCAGCUGCCUCUUCUUAUGUUCUUAUAAUGUCCUGCAUGCAGUGCCUUACCACUGAGCUACAGCCCUUCCCCUGAUUUGGGGGGACAGCAAAAGGGUGGUUGUUGCCCUCCCCCUGCUGUGCUUUUGGGAUGACUGGGGGGAGGGGGAAUCUGGGUUGCUGCUCUUGACGAAGGCUUGCUGGAGCUAGCAGGUGUUGUGAUGCUUCUGGUUACUGAAGGAGCUUCACCACCUACACUCCCUCCACCCUUUUUUCCUUUUAGUUGAAGAAAAAGCAGGUUUAUGUUGAGAAGGUGGAGAAAAUGCAGCAGGCCUUGGUUCAGCUGCAGGCAGCCUGCGAGAAGCGUGAACAGCUGGAACACCGACUGCGGACACGGCUGGAGAGGGAACUUGAAUCCCUCCGGAUGCAGCAGGUAAGAGGAUCUUAAGCAGAACACCACCUUCCAACUGAGUAUGUUUCCGAGCACAAUUGAAAGUGUUGGUGCUGACCUUUAAAGCCCUAAAUGGCCUCGGCCCAGUAAACCUGAAGGAGUGUCUCCACCCCAUCAUCCAGGGCCUUCUGGCAGUUCUCUCGCUGCGAGAAGCCAAGUUACAGGGAACCAGGCAGAGGGCCUUCUCAGUAGUGGCACCCGCCCUGUGGAAUGCCCCCCACUUCAGACGUCAAGGAAAUAAACAAUUAUCUGACUUUUAGAGCACAUCUGAAGGCAGCCCUGUUUAGGGAAGUUUAUAAUGUUUGAUCUUUUAUCAUGUUUUUAAUAUUCUGUUGGGAGCCACCUAAAGUGACUUAGGCAACCCAGCCAAAUGGGCAGGGUAUAAAUAAUAGGAGGAGGAGGAGCUGGGCUUCUGGUUUUUAAAAAGCCCUAGUGAAACUUAUUUAACUGACUGCUUUUUUGAAAGGAGGUGAACACACACAGGAACCUAACCCUAACACCACGUCAGCUGCUUCGUCCCUCUAGCUCAGUAUUGUUUACACUGACUGGCAGCAGCUCUCCAGCAUUUCAGGCAGGGAAUCUUUCCCAGCCCUACCUGGAAAUGGGAUUGAACCCAGGACCUUCUGCAUGUGGAGCAGACACUGUGCCACUGGCCCUAGUUAGCGACUUAAGAGUGAGCGUUUGUUUUCUGUUAGGAGACACAUCACAGGCGCCUUUCCUUCUGCUGCUUCCUGCACUGUUCAUGAAGUGCCUCUGUUAUGUAAUGAAUUUAGUGUGUGUCAAAGCAGAGCUUCCAGCUGAACAGUUGUCAGGUUGUCCCACUGCGUGGUUUUCAGCCCAUGGUGAGAUGUGUGCAUUUUUCUUACUAGGGGAUAAAAACUGUUCUGUCCAAGUGAGCCACAGAACGGCUUGGUCCCACAACUGAUAAUUAGCACACUUCAAACUUGCCAAGCAAUCCAACAUUUGGCUGACUUAGGUGAAUCAGACUUUAUUCUCCAGGAAGCCACAGAGUUAGCAAGUGUAAUAAUAAUGUGAUCAGUGGGACAGUCGUUCAGUGUCCCCAGUGUAGGCACACCUACAAUUUUAUAGAACCUUUACUUUCAAUAAUGACGGAGCUUGCAGGUGGAGAACAUUUUUAUUUUUGCAUUUCUUCGAUACUUAUAAAUGGAAUAUUUGUAUGAAUCAAUGCCUUGUUAUCCCUUCUGGGGCUGCACUGUACAGGCUUCGACGUCCUAUGGUUUAUCUUUAUCUUUAUCUUUAUUUAUAUCCCACCUUUCCCCCAGACUGGAAAAGCCAACUCACACAAAUUAAAACAACUCUGAUAAAAUGCAGAAGGCUAAAAACAUGAAAGAUGAUAGUUUAAAAAUAAUUAAACUGUAAUACAAUUAAAGCAAUAUAAAAACAGGUCUAUUGGUAAAAACAGCACAGUCAGUCCCAAGAGACUGUCAGAAUAAAACAGUUUUCACCUGCCAGUGGAAAGACAGCAAGGAGGGAGCCAGUUUGCCUUCUCUAGGGAGGGAGUUCCAGAGUCUGGGAGUAGCCAGCAAUAAGGCCUUCUAGGUUUACAUUUUCAAUUCAUUGUAUUCUUUCCCUUUGUAUUAUUUGUAUUGUAUUUGCACUUUUCAACAAAUAUUUAUCCUGAAACAAAAAUAAUAAUAAUGUGUUCAGUGGGGAUUUCUUAUAUGGCAGCAGCCUUCAUUCUUAUUGGCUCGUUUUAUCAUCAGCGCCAGGGGACGUCUCAGCCGGCCAGUGUCUCUGAAUACAACGCCACAGCACUUAUGGAGCUUCUGCGGGAAAAGGAGGAACGGAUUCUUGCCCUGGAAGCAGAUAUGACGAAGUGGGAACAGAAGUACCUGGAAGAAAGCGUCAUGAGGCAGUUUGCAUUGGAUGCUGCAGCUACAGUUGCUGCCCAGAGGUAGGAAGUGGAGUUGAUAGUACAGAAACCGGGGGAGAGGAAAUAAUAUCUAUAGAGCCCACGUCCCCACAGUGUUUUUAUUUAUUCAUUUCAUUUCAUUCAUGGAGUAUGGCUCCGUAGACUGAUGUGCAAGUAAGGCGUGUCUGUUUCAAGGGCCGAAGCAUAUUCUGAUGGAAGCCACUGAGGUCACCUGAGCCUCAGACGACAGCAAAGGAUGCAGAAGCUGUGUAACCACUCCUCUAGAAGAGAGUGUUGUUUUCCUCCGCUUUUAAAAACGUUUUUUGCCCCUUUUGUUCUUAUUUACUUCAAUUCGCUGUUAUACUCUUAGUAAAACAUAUUUAAAAAGAAAAAGAAAAAAAGAGUGGGCAACCUCCAGGAUCUUAUUAUUAUGAACCUGGCUUGUAAUAAAAGCUUGUGUGCUUUUUCAUACAACCACAAGGGCUAGUAUUUCUAAAUUUCUCAAUAAAACUCAAUCCGGCAGCCACCCAAACCUUGCGUUGUGUGGCAACAUGGGAUUCUUCCGAUACAGGAGUUUGGCUAGCAUUUGGAUGAGGUUCAGCUCCACUGGUUACACGCAGGAGCUCCACUGCAAUGGGUUCUGUUGGGUAGGGAUCCUGCUAACACGCUGCCCAGCUACUAGUCCUGCUUGUUUUUCAGGGACACCACUGUCAUCAGCCACUCGCCCAAUGCCAGUUAUGACACCUCUCUUGAAGCCCGCAUCCAGAAGGAAGAGGAGGAAAUCCUGAUGGCUAACAGGAGAUGCCUAGACAUGGAGGGAAGGUAAACUGCAGCUUGAUCAUUUUUCUUGUGCUGUUCUUUCGUAUCAGUUUUUAAAUACAUAAUUAAUUAGGAUAGGAAACGUUUCUUCUCUUCACACACCCACACCCUUUUUCCUGGAGUCAAAACUGAUAUGCUGCACAAUCCAUAGGAUUGUAGAAAACCCUUUUUGUGGGAAUGAUACUUAACACAAGCAGGCUUAGUAGUACAACACCAGAGAAAGAGAUUCUGGCUAGCCAGGUGGCUCCUCCACUCCCAGGAUUGGAUAACUUGGUCCAUGGAAGAGGAGCAUAACUUCUUUGACAUGUGUGCACAUACCCAACUCCCCUCCCUCCCGUAAAGUUUCUAUACUAAAUUGUAAAAACAAACAAAUCUCAAACCAGUUUACAAAAAGAACAAAAAACAAUAAGAUUGUCAGUUAAAAACAGGUGUUCAUACCAUUUAAAAACACAAUUAAAAUAAAUGAUAAGCCAGUUUAAAUCACAUUUCAGCAUUCUGCAUAUCUGGAUAGGCUUGCCUAAACAAAAAUCUUUUAGCAGGUGCUGAAAAAAAUACAAAAAUGCACCCGCCUGAUGUCAAGAGGCAGGGAGUUCCAAAGUGUGAGUUUUUACAAAUGUGGAACAAAUGCUAUGUUGCAACUAUAACAGUGUAAAAGCUAGAUAUUUCUUGGUUCCUCCUUCCAUGUAAACAUCUUCUGUGUCCAGCAUCAAAUUGAAUUGCUUUGAACCACGUCUGAACACUGCCCAGCAAGUCUCCUCUUGGAAUUUGAUUUUUUUAGUAUUAAAAAAUGCUUCAUUUUCAAGAACCUUUAUCUUUUCUCUGGCUCUUCUUUCUCUUGCCCCUGAUUAGAAACCCCAUUGAGCUUCAGACAUGUCUUGCCAAUUAUAUUUAUACCAGCGUUAAUUAAAUUCAGCCACCUUCACAUUAUGUAUAAAUUUGUAACACGUGAAAUUUAAGCGUUAGUUGAUGAAUGCUUAUAUUAAUUUAAAAUGAUAAUCUGAUUAUUCCUGUUCCUAUUUGUUCUCUCAUCUAUUUAUUUAUCUCUUAUCUUUUUGGCUUAUUAAUAAUCAGUUCUUUAACAUACAAUUGUUGUUUUAAUAUUCCUUUUUCCUAGGAAUUAAGUGGUUGGUUGUUGUUGUUUUACGAUUUUCAUACACAUAUUAAUAAACUGAUAUUUUGUAGUUAUUUAUCUCUGUGGAUUAAUAAAGGACAUUGAGAGUAGUUAACAUACCAUUUCAGGAUCAAUAACGUUUAUGUUAUUUGGAAGGGGGAUUGAAUUUCUGUUUCCACAUUGGUUAGAUUUUUCUUGUUUGUAGUGAUAAAAUUGUAACUUUUAUAUUUACAAAACAAUAAAAAUUAUUUAAAGAAAAGUCUUGCCAACCUGGUGCCCUCCUGAUGGUUUCUUGGACCUCAAGUCCCAUCAACACCAGGACAAAUUAUCUGGGGUCUUCUUUAGUGUAGCAGGACAUCCCUCAGCUCAUUUGCGAGAGCCCAUGAGCUGUCAAGCAUCCUAUUGUCAGAUCCAUGAACUCUGCCCAGUUUUCUUAAUAUUUGGGAAGAGGGAUGCAGUCAGAAAAAGCCCCAGGAUCACUGAUAUAUUGAUGACUGUCCUUUUGCCCUGUCCUAGGAUCAAGACACUCCAUGCUCAAAUCAUUGAGAAGGAUGCCAUGAUUAAGGUGCUCCAGCAGCGGUCCAGGAAAGAGGCGAGCAAGACUGACCAGCUGUCUUCCAUGAGGCCAGCGAAAUCCCUGAUGUCCAUCUCCAACACUGGCUCAGGCUUGCUCUCCCAUUCUUCAACACUGAGCAGCACACCCAUUCUGGAAGAUAAGAGAGAGGACAAGAGCUGGAAGGGCAGCUUAGGUGAUUUACACAUGUGUUUGUGUGUAUGUGUGUUUUCACAUAUCAUACAUGGGCUCUGAGCAGUCCAGUUGAUCAAAGAUCAAAUCCUGCCUUGCAGGACCGGCCCUAUCCAUAGGUAGAAUUUAAUUUUGACAUCGGGGGCAUGUGUUUUUAGAACUUGUCCCCAUGGAAGUGACGGAGAGUCAACUCAAACUGCCAUCUUGAUAUGAUGAUGUCACCACCACCACCCCUUGAUUUAUCACUGUAUUCGACCAAUCACUGGAAUUUUCUCUCUCUGGUGCCAAUAUGUUGACACCAGGCUCAAAUACUACACACCUGCGGCAGGGGGUGGGGUGGACACAUCUUCCUGCUUUGGGCAGUGAGGAACACGACAGCCAUCACAGUGAAACACAUACACAGCAGCACAAACGCAUCUUUUCCCACUCUGUACUUCUGGCUGUGCCAUUAUAAUCACUUGCCUAAGGUUGUACUGUUGGAAGUGUGUGUUUGUGUUGUGACCCUCUGGAAUGCAUACUUUAGUAAGGCUUUUGGCUCUUUUUUAUUAUUAAAAAACUCUACAUUGCCUUAACAGACUGGGUGCUGUGGGAUGCUCCCAGGGAGCAGAAUAUAAGACGAAGCUGGCAUCAUGCAUCUGGUGUGCAACUGCCUUGUCCUUUUUCUCCCCUUCAGGUGUUCUGCUGGGAACAGAAUGCCGCUCCGAAUCCAUUCCUUCCACUCCUUCGCCCAUCCUCCCCUCCCCUCCGCUGCUGUUUGCGCACUCCAAGACUGGCAGCCGAGACUGUAGCACUCAGACGGACCGGGGAAGUGAGCAAAGCAAGGUCUCCGCCUCCUCUUCCUCCUCUGCCUUGCCUCCUGUGCAGGGGAGGCUCCCUGCUAUGAAUCUGACCUACACUUCGGACAAAGCAGGUAAUGAGGACUUUCCCCUUGGCUAAGCCAGGACUUAAGAAUAAUGAACAACAAUAAUUUAAAGGCUUUCAAUGAAUUAAAGUGACAUUCUGCCCAGGGGCCAUACUGGCUGGAGAUGAUGGGAGUUGCCGUCUAAAAUACUUGGAGGGCACCAGGUUGGGAAACAGCUGAUCUCACUAGUUAAAUCACUUAAAGAUUGCAGCCCUAGUUGGAAGGCAUUUUGCUAGAUGGAAACAAGAGCUGGAAAAGUAUAUUUUUGCUCUAUAAGAUGCACCUUUUCCCCUCCUAAAAAGUAAGGGGAAAUGUGUGUGUGUGUUACAGAGCGAAUUCAGGCUGCGCAGCUAUCCCAGAAGCCAGAACAGCAAGAGGGAUCUCUGCGCAGCGCUCCCUCUUGCUGUUCUAGCUUCUGGCUUAGCCCCUCAGUCCCUUCCCCCACCUCCCGGAAAAGCCCCCAAGAGCCGCGCUCCCUUUAAAAAGCUGUGUGAAGCAUGCGUGCGGUUCUUGGGUGUUUUUCCCCGAGGAAGGAGAAGGGCAGCCCACAAGCCUACAAGUGCCACACACAUGCUCCACGCGGCUCAUGAAAGGGAGUGCUGAGCAGAGCCUGGGGUGCAUACAGGCUCUGCUCAGCGCUUCCUUUAAAGAAUAUUUUUUUUCUUGCAUCCCCCCUCUAAAAACUAGGUGCGUCUUAUGAUCAGGUGCAUCUUAUGGUGCGAAAAAUACAGUAGUUGUCAAUUGGCUACCACCCCUAUAAACUUACACACACACCGCCACCUUUUAAACUUAUUUCCUUCUCUUGCUUUAUAGAUACACCAGUUUUCCAUUCCAACACUCUAGAAAGGAAGAACCCAGCUCAGAAUUUGGGGCAGGACCUCAACGAUGCAGAAAUGGUGGAGUAUCUCAUCUGA